ACAGAACGUCACCCGGAAGUCCACUGGAACCGAGGCGGCAUCAUGGCAGAAAACACAGACCCACGUGAGUGUGCUUAACAAUACAUUUAAACGUAAAAAAGUGUAUUUGUAAAGAUGCCACCGUCUUUUGUAGCUAUCGAGAAGUUGUACGACGCGUGUAGUUCCUAAACUUUGUCUUUAGUUGCUCGAGAAAACGCGAGAAACCUUCGUCUCCGUCACUCUGCUGCUGCUACUUCAUUGAAAUAAAGUUAUAAACAGAAUUAUUCAAACCUAUCGAGCUGAUUGAGGGUUCUGGCAUGUAACUGUGGUGGGGUUUUACUGUGACAGGCUUUCGUGGAGCUCCUGAGGAGAUGCCCGAGCUCUCUGACGGUGAUGAUGAAGACAUUGAUGAUGACGAAGAGGAGCAGUGGCAGUGGAUGGAGGAGGACAGUCAGCCGGUUACCUGUUUGUUCUGUAACAGGUGAGAGUCCAGUCUCAGUGUGAGAGGACGGAUAGAAACAGCUGGCUGUCUUUCAGCUGAUUAGUUGGUGUGAACUUGAACUGUUUACACUGAUUUUAAAAGGUUUAUAUGUGAAUGUGUAUGAUGUUUGAGACUUUUCACUGUAACAUAGUUUCCUUGUUUUCUUCUAGGUUGCUGAGCUCUGUGUCUACCACCCUGCAACACUGCACAGCUGAGCACCAGGUCAAAAUUGUAGACAUAAUAAGAAAACACAGUAAGUAAACAAUUGUCAUAGAUCUUUCUUAAAUCCACAAAAAUGUGAAGGUUCCUGUCAUUCACCACGUCGUCCUACUUUAAUUAAAGCAAACCUCAUUAACCCUAGAACACUAUCGCGGAAAUUAGUAACACCAUCACUAUCGCCGGGUUAUAUCUACCUGAAAUAAUAUACCGAAGAAAAAGUACUUGUCAUCAAAAUAUAUCAAAAUAGGACAACACAUGACAAAUUAAAGUAGUUUUCUUUUAUUUUUAACUGUGCAAUGUCCAAGGGGAGGGGAAAAAAGUGCCAUGAGGAGACCAUAUCAAAAUGCAACAAAAUAAGUGAAAUUAUAACAAUAACUUUAUUUUUUUAUAGCACUUUUAAAAACAGAAGUUUACAAAGUGCUUUGACAAACAGUUGCAAAGCACAGAACAUCAGCACAUGAAAAUAAAAACAAUAGCUCAGUUAAAAACAAGACCAUUUCUCAUAAGAAACCCAGGCAAUAUAAGAACCCUACAACAUAAAAUGAGACCAUGAGGACCAAAAUAAAAACAUAAAAUAGGUAAGAAGAAGAAAUAAAACAGAAAAGGGGGGCAGAAAGCAGGAAACAGGAUAGUAAACAUAAAAGAGGAUAUUAAUAGUGAUAAUAAAAUCAGAAUAAAAUAUUAAUGAUGGUAAUAUAAUUGAUAAAAUGGAAUAAUAAAAAUAAGCAGGAAAAAAAAACAAUAAAAUCAAUAAAGGGCCUGAAAGGUAAAAUAAGAAAAGAUUAUAAGUAAAACAAAGACAUUCAUGAAUAAAACAUUCCUAAAAAAUAUAUAUAGACUUUAAACAGCACAAUAACAGCUGCAGGAGAGAGAACCAAAAUAUGGCAGAUUUGGAGUGAGUAAAAAUGACUAAAUGACUUCUUAUCACCACAUGAAUUCCCUUGAAAAUCACAACUUUGUGAUUGUUAUUCAUAACCGCUGCGCUAAAUAAAAAUAGCAUGCAAAUUCCAGGACCACUCUUACUGACCUUAUUCGCCUUCAUGCAGCUAUUAAAUCCAACCAAACCUACUUUACCCUCUAUCACUAUUGCCAGGUGAAAAUCAUACGAACAAGUGCCUGUAGGAAAAAGCAGGUUUUGGAUCAGAGAAACAAAUAUGCCUUCAAAGAUGUCAAAGGCAAUGCUGAAGCCACCCAGGGACCCAUGAUACUCAGACAAAAAUGCAACAUCAUGAAAAUCACGUAAACAUGUUUGGUUGGGGGAAAAUCAACCAGCGAUCGUGUUCUAGUGUUAAACCAAAAAAGACCAGGACUCGUAGGGUCCUGUGGUCAUACUCAGCAUGGAGUUAGUGAUCAAUUGACAAAAAGAUACAAGUGUUUAUCACGCCUCAAUACACCAGAAAAAAAAAGCCCAAAGCACUCUGCAGUUUUCUCUGACUGUUUCACCUUUCUCUUUUGUCUCCAGGAUUAGACGACUACGGCUACAUUAAAAUGAUCAACUUCAUACGGUCCACAGUAAGUACCGCCAUGUAUCAGCAGGAUUAAAAUUCACUUCAUAGCUUCCAUGCUCCAUGAAUAUGACUGCAGGAGUUAGUCAUGUUUUGGUGUGAUUUAUAGCUACAAUAGAAUAGAGGGCAGAUUUUUUUAACAAAUUUUUGUUCUAUAGAAAUGUGAUGCAUUAAGUCUGACGGGGCUACCAGACGCUCCUUUACCCUGGGAGAGUGAGGACUUCCUGCGGCCCGUCCUACAGGAUGACCCUCUUCUGCAAACAGGUACUGCAACUCGUCGUACUCUGGGGGGCUGGUUUGGCCCAGCGGCUAAAACACAUGCCUCAUAUACAGAGCGUGUGCAUAGUCUCUGCCUCUCUGCAAGGGCAAAAAUGCACAAAAUUAAGUGAGGAAAAUAGUCCUACUUUCUCUGUGCAGGUGAAGAUUUUGAUUUGAGUUUCCGACCCCAUGAAAGUGGUUUGUUACUCCUUCGUUUACUGAGGUGUUGCUUGUUUGCAUAAUUUUCCCAUCCAUCCCAUUAUGCUGUUGUUUUCUCCCCUCUAAAAUGAUUAGUUUGCUCUUACAUAAUGCUGUGUAGAGCUAACAAAACAAUACCGCAAGUAGGUGACCUUUUUUUCAAGUGUCAACAUUUUCUCUCUGCCAGCUUCAGCUCUUUAUUCUGCCUUCAGUUAUAUUAAUCCCAGAACUUGUUUUAAAAACUGUAAUUUGAGCAGGAUUUAGUUUUUGUGUUCAUACAAACAGUCUGAGUGGAGUUAGGCAAGGUAAGUUUAUUUGUAUAGCACCAUUCAUACACAAGGCAAUUCAAAGUGCUUUACAGAUGCAACAAAAUACAUAAGAAAUUAAAAAGGGGGAUUCAAAUGAUUUAAAAUCAAAAAGACAUCUUAAAAUCAAUGAAAUAUUAAAAUGUAAAGUCAUUAAAACAGUUCAAAUUGACAGAACAGCGAAAUCGAAGUAAAAGUAAAUGAAGGGUAGAGUGACACUUUUCUCCACAUGACCCUGAGAGUGACUCGCCUCACGCAGAGCCCAUCCUUGUAUUUUGCAGUACUUAGCAUUUGUCCUUUCUCCAGGAUGAUUUCCUUUUGUUGUAUUUGAACAACUUUGCAUGUUAAUAGCUUUAGAAAGAGGCCCUUACUUCCUGGCGAUGUUUACAGCAUGACUGUAACAUCUUUUCAAGACUCUCAAUAUGAAAACUCGAGAGAUCAGCAGUCGGAGUGAAUAUUUUUGUGGUAUACAAAUCUGUGCCAGCAGCUCAUAUUGCUCCAUAUGUUGUUUCUUUCAGAUCCUGAGGAGCUCUGUAGUGUUGAGGGGUCAAUCCAGCCUACGUGCCCUUUGUCUGUGGCAGAAUCCCAUGAUGCACUGCUGCAGAAGGCUCAGGCUGCUGAAGAGAGAGCCCGUCGCUCAGAGGAGGCGCUGGCCAGAGCCAUGGAUGACCUUCACAAACUCAAGUCAGUCACUUUUUUUGCAUUUUGACCUCAUUUUAGAUCUAAAUUUUAGAUCGUGCUUGUCUGUGCACUUGAGGUUCACUUAGAGUGAAUUCAGCCCUGCACUUCCCUUCAGCAGCCAGCAGGGGGACACAGUGAACACAGUUCAGCAGAACCAUCAACUAGAGUACCUUGUGAAAUAAGUUUUGGAGGAAGAGGAAAGAUAAAGGAGGGAAGGGAAAAUUCCACUGCAGCAUGGAGGUUAAAGUGAGGAGGGGAGGUAGGAAGGGGGAGCAAUAAAGGAAAAUUACAGAAAGAGUGAGGCUGGGGGGUGUUGGAAGAGAGUUAGAAAGAUAAAUGCCUCCCAUCUACUCCAUUUACUGCUUCGUCCUGCAUGAAGGUUGUGUGUGCUUUCUGCUUUCUGGUCUCUGCCUCUGUCCCGCCUGCUAAUAUAAAAAGUUAAACUCGAAUUUCUUUGGCUUUUCUCUCAGGCUGCUGGCUCAGGGUUUGGUGCUGAACGCAGAAACCAGCAAAUCUGGCAACCUGGGCACUGUGGCCGAACUCCGAGAGGAUGAAGACGAGGCCUAUUUCAGCUCCUACGGCCAUUACAGCAUCCAUGAAGAAAUGCUGAAGGUCUGGGAUGUGCAAACACACACACACACACACACUUCAAACACAUACAUGACAGGGUCUGCAGGUCUCAUUAAAGUCUCAUGAGUCAUUCCCGCCGGGUGCAGGCAUCUCUGCAGAGCGAAAUCUAGUUCAUCAGCGCAAGUCUUGGUUGAAAGAUUUCGAUGUAGCACGUAAAUGAAAGCGAUCGUCUUUAUGCACACACACACACACUGACACAGACGACAAGACAUUCUCACCAAAGUGUCAAAUCAGCAAUAAGUGCUGAGCGCUCAUGUAAGACAGCAGCAUGCUCCAAACGUGGAAAUUAAUUUUUACACUCCUCAAGCUCUGAAACUUGAAAGUGUCAGCAAGCUGAGGGGUGUGUGUGUGUGUGUGUGUGUGUGUGUGUGUGUUGGGGGGUGUCAACUCUGUCUCCUCCCUUCCCGUUCUAGUUACUUACUGCAGUGCUUAGCCAUAGUCCUGUCGGCCGUCCUGAUUGGUGCGCGGCUCUGUUAAGUUUUGCGUCAUGUGUGUGUGCGUCAGGCAGUAAACUCCAUCUGAGUCUCUGGAGGGGCCUGAGAACACGUGACGAGGGGCUUUGCGGUAGAAAAUGGUCAACUUUUUUACAGGUUUGCCCGAGUUUAUGACAUCCUCUGUAUAAAUGCGUGUGAGAGAGAGUGAGGGAAAAUGGCACGAGGAUUUUAAAAGUUUGUUUGGUUGGAUUUAUGCCACUUUUAUCUCAAAUGAAGCAAAUUUUUAUUUGCAGUAUUUGCCUGAAAUUGUUCAAUGAAACUGUAAAUAUCAAAGAGACAAGAAUAAGGGGAGAUUUUUUUAAGGUAAUCCUUUUAAGAUAAUCGUGCCUCACUUCACAGGAAUUUCAUCAGCAUGAUUUGAAGUCGAGUAUCAAAGCGUCUUAGUGUUUUUCUUCCACGAGAGAGUAUUAAACAUCGACAGUGUUUCGGGUAAUUUUUAUUUUUUUGCAAAACAUUGGCUUAAUGGAGAGUCAAAAAUGAUUCCCACAUGGGAGUAUGGAAGACUGAUUUCUCCAGACCAGUCCGGGACAGUUUGAAUCAUUUCAUUUUUGCAGACAGGAAUAAACUCGGCUGCAUGCGACUGGACAGACCUGCAACCAAUCAGAUUAAGACAGCAUGUGUUACAGUUAGGGAUGGGCGAUAAAUAAUUGUUCAUGAUAUAUCGUAAGAAAAAUCCUCCAUGAUUAAUAUUUGCCAUCCCAUAAUAAGUACGAUAAAUGCAAGUUGAUGAAGUAAGUGUGAGCGAUGGACUCGCAGCCAUCGUCCACACAGAGCAGAAUAACAAACAUGGCUGAAGGUAAUGAAGAAGACGUUUCUGAGCAGCUCGUUACUGAACGAGGCUCAACAUGAGGGAUUUCCUUCAAGAUUGGGGUUUAGAUGAGUGCAAUCAGGUAUGCCUGACAUCGGACAGUAGAUCUGCUGCUGUUCACUCUGUACAAUAAGAGUUUUCAAUGAAUGUUAAAAAUGUUUUCACAUUUGAGACUUGUUUGAUGUCAUUAGUUUUCUCCAUAACCUACCACUUGAACUUGUUAAGUAUUUUAUUUGACUACUCCAACUGGUGUUCUCAAGACAAAAUGAGUCAAAAAUAUAGAUUACAGUUUUAAUAUUUUUUUAUCGGGACUUUUAUCGUUAUCGCCAGAAUUACAAAUCUUAUCGUGAUCAAUUUUUUAGCCCAUAUCGCCCAUCCCUAGUUAGAGUACAUAACAACAGAAAAUGCAAACGGACAGCAGCAUGCAGAGGGAAGACGCACAUUUCUCUAUCUGACAGAAUAUCAGAUUUUUUUUACCCUGCAGUUACUGUUCACUGUUUCAGUGUAAAGGCAAUAUUUAUGGAAAACUUUAGAAAAAACAAAUCUAACACAGUCAAAGCAGGACAAGAAGUGACAGAAACUUCUAAUCAGAUGCUUCUAUAAGGAACUUACAGUUUGUGUCUAUUCAUUCCCACCUGGUGAUAAAAAAAAAAACACACAUCUUAUGUUUUUGCUGAUCUCAUCCUAAACAUGUUUUAAGUGUUUUCAGCUUAAAAUCACUAUCUUCUGUAUGUAAACGGCAAACACAUCAUUUUCUGUCAUUGCUUUCCCACUGAAGGAAAUGAACAGCCCUCUCUGCAGCAUACUGCGAACCCCUCUGUCUGACAUCCACCCCAGCAGAGUUUCAGUCUCGAUACGGGUGGUUUUGUUCGCUUUACUAACUCCUGCGUAUAAUCACAACUCAGUGCUGUCAUGUCGAAGUGUUUGCUGUGAAGGUUAAUUUACCUUAGGUGUGUUAUUUUGCAGAGAGGCUUCAUAUCAGCCGCUCAUGUUCCUUUUGUGUUUAGCUGUAUGAAGUGUAAGUGUUGAAAAAACAUGAUAUCAGAGCUAAUUGGACGAGCCGUAGAUCGUAGGAUGAGCACAUUAAUCAUUCAAGAGGUCUCUGUGGUCAUCCCGUGCACUUUUCACAACUUUCUGUGUAAUGGAUGUCAUCCUGUGGCUCCGGAUUAAUUUCAAACCAAGAACUGAACUUUUCUAAUUCCUCUUCAUCUCAGACUGAAUCAUGUUACUGUCAUUUCAAUAGAAUCUGCAGCUUUCCUUCCACAGAGGAGGUAGAGUAGGCAGUUGUGGACGGGCUUGAUUGGCAGGUUAAUUAGCGAGUCCUGAACUGACCUCCAUUAGGGUCCUUUUGAGCUAUAUUGAGACCACCUAUUUAAUCUAAAUUCAUCAUAAAGACCCUGUAAAAAAAACUGCUCUGGAUGUUAUAUUCAAUAUUCUAUGUCAUCAUCAUCAUCAUCCAAAAACAAACACUCAUAGAUGUUGUGGCAUCGUAAACAUUUCCCCAGCACUAAGAAAUUGGUUGCACGCACAUUAUCGAAUCUUUUCCCGUCUCUCUACCAAAGACAGAUCGUCAUCGCUGAUGUUUGAAUUUUCUCUCUCCACAGGACAAAGUACGCACGGAGAGCUACCGCGACUUCAUGUACCAUAACCCCGAAGUGUUCGAAGACAAGGUGAGCCAGCUGGAAACAUACAGCGGAUGUGUCUGAAUGUGUUUCUGCAGCAUGAAUGGGGGGGGAGCCGAGCCCAUUCAGAGGAAUAGGCGUGUUGUUGCAUUUUGCAGGAAAGGCAUUAAUAAGGUGAUGGUGUCUGAUUUAAACCGCAGCACGACUUUAUUAGCACCUCCAACGUCGACUGCAGAGCGCUGAUAAGAGACACAUGCAAUCCACCGCCAAACCCAUAACAGCCCUCCCUCACCCAGCCCCAAAAACCCUUCCAGCUCACCCCCCACUAUUUCUUCACCAUUGCUUUUAGUUGCAGGAAGCACUGGCCUGUAUCAUGACCAUCCAUUAUAUGGGCGGCUGCUGGUUAGUGCAGAAGAGGGAGGCAGGCUGCGUUGAUGGGAACGUACAUUAUCCCUGUCAGAGCAAAACACACGCUAGAGAGGGAAGUGUCACCUUCUACAGGGAGAGCGAGAUCGAGAACAGAGCAGGAUCCUCUCGUUUCCGAUCUGCCAAGACGGACUGAGAAGAAAGAUGGAGAAGGGAGCGAGUUUGUCGAGUCAGCAGUGUGUCGGCGACCCCCCGUGAACCCAUAAAGGCAGCGGGACGCGUACAGAGAAGUUAAAGUGGCCUUAAAUAGAGAGGCGCAUAAACAGAGUCACAUAUAGCCGGGGUGUUUAGCCAUUGCAGCUGUGCUCACGGCCGUUAAACACCAUUGGGGGCAAAGAUGAACAAAUUAACCGCAACCUAUGGGAACCUGAAAUAGAGGUGAUUAAAAACUCAGUCGACAGCGACAAAAAGUUACUUGAGUGUCCUGAGGAUUUAGAGGCACUUAAAGAAGUUGAUAUGAUGAAGACUUUGGGCAAACUCAGCACGUCCAAACAUUAAAGUGAAUGGAUUAACACAGAGAGUUUAUUCCUUUGCAUGAAAGCAGCUGGAGGUCACAGAGAAGAGAUGAGGUCUGCACAAUCCUUCAAAAUAAUCUCCACCCAGUGUGCGAGGCUUCCUGACAGGUGCUGCGUGUUAUUUUUCUACUCUAAAUCAUGUAAAUAUCAAGCUGAUUCUACAGUGUGAAGGUGUAAGGUGCGGUAUUUCUCUUACCAACACUCCCAGCCCCACAGAGCUGAAUACUAAGGCCAUAACAGUCGUUGCAAACACUAUUGUGGAGAAAUCCACUUACCUGCUUCACUGCCACUUCAUUGCAAAGAGUCUCAGUAUGCAAGUGGGUCUUUUUUCCCCAGCAGGGACAAUAAACAGACAGAAAUUAUCAUCAUGAUUAUAGUUCCCGCAUUAUUUGACUGUUUAAGUGAAUAGUCUUAAAGAUCCAAACGCAGACACGUGAAAAAGCGUCUGUGUCGGAUGCAUGAUUACUUAAAACGUCCUGAGCUAAUCUGAAAUUUCUGACUCUGUGAAGAGGACGUCAUCUCACUGCUUCCUCUCCUCUCUUGCUCUGCAGGUGGUGCUAGAUGUCGGCUGCGGGACGGGGAUACUGUCUAUGUUUGCAGCCAGAUCUGGGGCCAAGAAGGUCAUAGCAGUGGACCAAUCAGAGAUCAUCUAUCAGGCCAUGGACAUAGUCAGGUGAGACUCGCCCUUAAAAAACAAAAACGAGUUUUUCUCAGGUUUAGAUCAAUCUGUCCCCCACAAAUACUUCAAAGUUUAACAUGCAGUUAUUUUAAAAAGUUUUUGAACCUCGAGUAGAGAUCUUUUUCCCCAAGACUUGGCCAAGUACAGCAAUAAUUCAAAGUUUCAACAACAAACUAAUCAGACUUGUGUAAUAGAACAAAAAAAUCUAUUGGAUUAGUCAGCUAAAAGAGUUGCAUACAGGGAGCCUGCUUUUCAAAUGUAUGAUUCAGAUACAUUCAGAUUGUUCCAGGUGGAAAGAUGCAGAAGGUGAAGAAUAUCCUCAGUAGUCAGGAUUAACAAAUUGCACAACAUCUAAGGAACAAAAGUUGUUGUGGUCCUGGAAAGACCACCCUAGGUAUGAUGGCAAAAACACAAAAAACAAACAGGAUUUGGCAGACAAGUUCUGCCUCCUGUCUACAGUCCGAUCAUACUUUAACGCCACAUGACCAGAGUAUUGAGAAUCAGCCACUCCAGAGGCUCUAUGAAUCAGACCUUCAGUAUUAAAGAGGUCGGCCAACAGCUUUGUCCCACGUCUGCACCGCACAGUAAAUAUGAACUAUUACCAUCAAACCUGAAAGACAGGGUCCUCUGUUUUAUUAAGGUCAGACUCCACAGCUCUUUGUACACCAGGCAGUCUGAAAAUUAAAAGUCUGAUCCCAGAUUGAAGGUACACUAAAGAGCUUUAAAAUUUUGUGAUAAGGUCCUUACACACCGGGACCAACGCAAAUAUACGACAAGAAAUUACAAAAUAUUCGGAGGCGAAUUUUGACGCGCCUGACUAUACACAUCAAGCCUGAUGUGAUUUUGCGACUUUCCGGGGGGGAAAUGACGUGUCCGGGGUGGAAGCAAGAAGACUGACACAACAGCAGACAGAGUGUUUUUCAGUUCUGAUUAGACACUAGUGUUGAGAUGACUGUCUGUCAUGAUAGCAUGUACUGAGUCGGGGCCAGUACCAGAUAAGCACAUUAAACUAUAAUCCAUAAACGUAAGGUAACAACAGAGACCUAAUGGUGCUGUGACAGCAACGCGAUUGAGUUUGAGACAGUGAAAAUAUGGUAUGUUGUAUCUGAACAGGUUAGCUUACAAGCUAAAGUUACUUAGCACAGAUGAAAGUUAAAACAAAAGACGUUUAGCAAACUGUUAAAGCACACAAACCAUCGUCAUAUGAGAAAUCCGACGCUUUGACUCUCCACAAGUUGUCCUUCAGGUCGUUAUCUUUGUAAUGUUUGUGUCUUUUAUCAAAAAGCACGCUGUUCUCCGACACGUAAACAAUCAGCCUGUCGGCCAUGUUGGAUAUACCGGUGAAUCUGACGUCGCAGCAACACGAAACCUGAUUAGUCAGAGGUAGAAGUGGAAACACAGUAUGCAAAACUUUAGAACAAUCGACCGUGAUACAAAAAAAUAAAUGCCGCAGUAUCACAGGAUGGGAAAACAUCGCUUGUAUUGACAGGAUACGUCCGAACGUCCGAAAGGACCUUCAGGGUGAAUGUAUACAUCACUGUAUCUUGAAAAUUUCAAGCAUCAGCCAAUCAAGUCCUUGCAGCAGCAGAUACUUUUUGCAAGCCUGUGUAUUUUUGUCACCAAGAGGUGAGCGCACGCACAGGCCUCCUUCCCUUUAUCCUGAAGCAGAGGAUUGUGGGACUAGAGGUCUGCGUGACCUCCAGCCACCUCUUUAUUUGUUGCAGCUGGUUGACUUCAAUAGAGCUGCUGUCAGCGCCGUGGCCAUAAUGCACAUAAUUUACUCCUGCAGUCUGACUCAUUCACCCCUCGCCUCUUCUCCGCUGCCGCAGCUUCAGCCCAAGGCCUGCAGCCACACACUCACAAACACACACAUAAACACACAACCAAAUAUGUAGAUGACCCCCUGAUGGUACUUUUUAAUACACUCCUCCGUCCAAUUUCAGUUACUGUGCGUUUCAGCUCUCAGGAGGCCGGUCCUCUGCAGCGCUGUCAUUUACCUCCACCAGAGCUUCCGCCGUCCCUCCGUCUACCUGCGACCACUUCCUCCAUCGCACCCCUGCUUCAGAAAUGCAUUUUUGAGUUAGGGGCCAUAAUGACAGCUAUUAUUACCGUUAUGUAAGAGAGUGUCGUAUAAGCAAAACAACAGGGUUCGCUGAAGGAAAAGGACGUUUUAAUUUUACAGCCCACUGACUCGCUGUCGGAGUGUGUGUUGGCAUGCAAGCAGCGUCACAGGUUCGCCAGCGGUGAAGAUUCAGCUGAAGGAAGAUGCGUAGCGCCCUCCUGCUCCUACACACUCCAUCAUAUACACACAUACAUUUCGAAACGCACACAGACUCCGCCCUCAGGUUGCUUUAAAUCAACUGUUUGCUCUGGUUGUGACUCUAAAGCUCUUAUUCCUCAGUAUGUGUGCAUGCCUGUAUGCAGCCGGCCUUUGUGUGCCCAUCACUUCCUCUUGCUGUUAAUACCAGGAUUGUAAUUAAAGUGGCUCCUGUUGGUUAGGCAGCAGCAUCCAUCUCCUGUCUCCACUCUGUCGCCACCAGAGUUUAAAUGAAAAGCUGGAUGUGACUUCUUUCCUUCACAGUCACUUCCUUAAUGGAUAAUGUCCAAAUGGAUUUUUUUUUUUUUUUAAAUGGCUGGAAUUGAUGGAUGAUCGGAGAGAAGGCUUCGAAUUGUGACAACAAAGUGGAAAAACUAAAAGAUAUUUUGACAUAGAUGAGUGAAAUUAGAACUUUUGAUGGUAAUGCAAACUUAAGAUUGACAAAUCAUGUAUUUGGUAUGUUAACUGGUAUCAGUAUCACCAAUAUUAAACAUUAAUGAAGGCUGCUGAAAAGCACUUAACCAUCCCAUAUGGACGAUUUUUAAUUUAUAUCUUCAUGUCACAGCUAUUUUGAAAACUUAAAGUAACAUUUAGUUUAUAAAACGUACUUUUAAUUCCAUUUUUGUCAUCAAAAAGUGAGCUUCAUUCCACUCUGGUGAAGCCUAGUCAAGUGCUGGUUUGAUUAGAAUAGUCUUCCCAAUUUAAGACAAGUGACUGGUAGGCGUGGAAGGCAUACCACGCAGGGAGCAGUGGCAAAACUCUGUGGUGUUAGAGAGAGCUACACAGCUGCACAAAGACUGUACAUUGCUGAACCCAAAAGAAGUCUUUCCACAGGACACAGUUCAGGCUUUUGCACUUUUCUGGACACCCUCAAAAACAGAGUCCAACUCAUUUACAUCUGCGUCUCAAACACCAGAUUUAUUGUUAUUUCUGAUUGGUCAGAACUCCACAGCAGCAGUCUUUAAAUUCUUGAUAGCACCCUGUUGCCAUAAUGAGAACGCUGUUGCUAGGGAUGCAGCUUAAGAGGACACAGUUCAGGCUUUUCCCAACUUUCUGGGUGACCUCAAAAACAGAGUCCAACUCAUUUACAUCUGCGUCUCAAACACCAGAUUUAUUGUCAUUUCUGAUUGGUCAGAACUCCACAGCAGCAGUCUUUAAAUUCUUGAUAACAUACCAUUGCCAUGAAAAGCACGCUGUUGCUAAGGGUGCAGCUUUGAUCGAAAACUCGGGAGGACUUACUGAAGGGAGGCUACAGGGUUAACAGUUACUAAUGCACACAUCUUAAACUGUGAACAUAACAGAAUAUUUUUAAUGGCAGAAAUAUUACCGUUUUUAAUUAACGACGUAAUUGAAGUUCAAUAUUAGAUGUAAAAUUGUUGAUUAACUGAGUGAGCAGCUGUGUAACAAACUCAAUAACAAUCAGAUUGAACCGCUUUAGGGUCUGCUCACUCUGUUAAGGCUCCAAUUAGCCAUAUUAAUAUUUGAUUGAUUUAAUUUUAUUACAAACGUGAUAUAAAAAAAAACACAACCACUGCACAGAAAAUAUAAUUUCCAGAAAUAUGAAGAACAGUGCAUGGUUGAUGGUUCUGUUGACACAUUCAGAAAGGAGUGAAAAGAAGCACACACAUCAAACCCACCUCCAUAAGUCAUCGUUAAAUCAUCAAACUUUGUUGACAAAAAACACGACUUUCUAAGAGUUUUUUUUUCUAAACUUGUUUUUAACAUCACUUCACACUGUAUAUAAGAUUCAAACACAAGUAAUUUUUAAAUGCGCUUGAUCUAUAAAACACUAGAAAGCCUAAUGACAGGCGUAAAAGGGGUCAAUAGCUUCAAUUAAUGCAAGCGUAUUUAAAAACUGCUUGAUUAAUGGACUAUGAGGUUUCUGCCUGGCAGCAUCAUUAUAUAGUAUGUGCCGUACGUUAGAUGUAUGUUCAUAUUUCAUGUAUGUGUGUCUACACCCACAUACCAAAAGGAAAAAACCUUCAAAUUUGCACUCAUGAAUAAAAACAAAACUUAACGAAUAAACGGUCUGUAAACACCCAAUGAUGAUAUAUUUAUGCCUCUUUUUGAACUGUUUUGUGUCAGACAUGCCUUCAUCGCCUCUUUUAAACUGUUUGUGUGCACAUGAACAGUUUUUAGAUUAAAAAAUCUUCUUAAAUUAAAUCUUCCUUUUUUUCAAAUCUCUCAGGAUACAUCAAGCCUUACAUAAUUGACAUUAAAAACCCCAAUCACAGGAGACGGCAGUUAUUUAAGAGCAUUGUUUUUUGCUUUAAAAAGUGCAUCCCCUUUCCCUCUGUCUCCCCUGUAUUCACAAACACACACACUCUCUCUCACACACUCACACACAAAGCUGCACAGAUACUGACUCUCUCCCUAGAGUCUUGACAUUGUCCUCUAAAUUACCCCAAUAAUGAGAUUACAGUGUUUCCCUCUUGUGAAAGGUGGAGGAGGUGGGAGGUGUUGGGGGGUGGCGGGUGCAGGGUGGGGGUGGUUGGAUUCUGGGAGGAGGCGAUAGCAGCUUUAGCAGAGCAGCAGAGAGGGGAGAGACAGUUCAAGAUAAGGAUCGCUGCCACAGAAAUGCACUCUGGGCCGCUGUGAGUAAUUGUUCUGUCCUCGGUAACAUUAGCUGUCAUGAUAAUGGAAUAUUCACAGAGAUUGAUACCCGGACUGGCCGGUCUGAAAGGAGGGAUCAUUUAAACAGAAGCACCCAUCGUACAGUCCCCUACCUGAGCCUGACACCUCUGCAGGCCUGUGCUUACAGCUUACCCUUCCUCACUCUUCCCUCACGAAUGAAAUACAGCAAGAAAGGAAAAAAAAACUUGUUUUUAUAAAUCUACACAGCUUUAAAAAUUGACAAAAAGGUUUCCCCAGAAACUGUUCGGGUUUGUAAUUUGCUUUUAAAGGUUGUUGGUGAUGAUGACGUGACUGAUACUCCCAGUGACUUUGAAGCACAGUGAGUGAUUUUACCUAAACGCUCUAAAGUCGAGACAUGACUCUGCAGUUCCCUCAAACUUUACUCCAAGUUUUAAGAGUCUUUCAGCUCAUUGCUCUGGUGUUACAACCUGCAGCUUCACCAUUUUAGGAUAGCUAUGAUUAUGAUUCAAGAGAUGGACAUGGUUGGCUAUUCUGUCAACUUUAAGCACCUAUAAUUUAGUUUCCUGUAGUGUUUGGCAAUGCUGUGUUUAAAAAUGUAAAUGUAAGAUGUUUUAACUUAACCUUCAUAAUAAAACAGUGAAGAAUAAUUUGGUUUGGUUAUGUUUAGGUGAACUGAAGAGUAGUAGCCUUGCUGCUGCUUUUGGGAUCACUUGCAUGCAGGGAGGAUAUUGCGAGUCUGUACGAAGAGUUGUGUUGAAUGUUCUGUCAGGUAGGGUUCGGGUUGAUGCUGUAGAGGGUAAAUAAACAUGACCCAGCAAUCGAGGCCACAUGAACCUCAGGGGUUAGCUUGUCAUCAAUCAUGACACCCAGAUUCCAGGGGGACUUAGUGAGCAUGGAUUAAUUUGAUCCAAUCUGAACACGCUUUGCAAAACAAGCUAGUCAGUGCCACCCAAAUUAGUCUCUGUACAUUUCUCUGAGUAUUGCAGCUUCUGUCUGACUUAUUUCUACCUUCAGUAAUCACCAGUUUUAGGUUUUAAUUUUUAAAAUUGUGCUGUGUUUUCAAGUCUCCUGCAUUUUUUCCAACAGAGCAAACAAACUGGAGGACAAAAUCACGUUGAUAAAAGGCCGCAUAGAAGACAUCAACCUCCCUGUGGAGAAGGUGGACAUCAUCAUCUCCGAGUGGAUGGUCAGUACAUCUUUGACACUUGUAAAACCAUCAAAAGCUGUUUGAUUGUAGGAGUACUAUUGUGUUUAAAAUCAGCAACACUGUUUUAUUAAGGAGUGGAUAAGUGUGAUUGUUGAUCUUAAAGCCACUACUUCCUCAUGUAUGGGACGAAACAAGAAAGAAAUAACAGGUACUGCUUUGUCCACAAGGGGGCACCAAAAUCAAAGUAAAACAAAAGUUCCUCACAGGAGCUUUAAGUAGGUUCAAAAUCCAAACCAUUUGGAACAAUUUUCAGUUUAGAAACAUCAAAAUAAUCCCAAAUGAAGUGUGGAGAGUGGUAUAAAUAAAUCUCAUGUUAUUUAGGGUACUUCAGAUACAUUCACUCUAGCUCACCUAUCCAUUCAGCGCAUCUCACUCAAGUCUGUCAUGAAAAUUUUAAGUUUAAAUACCUGGUGUGUUGCAUUGCCUACAUCCUCUGUAGUCUAGAAUAAGGGAGCGAUACAAGGGGUCGUCAAAUAAGUCUCUCUUUUUUUUUGGCAUUUGUGUGUGGAGAGAGAGUGGAGGAUGAUAAUCCAGCAGGGGGACUUAGGGUUAGAACUGCCGCCUCUCUACAUGGUAUGGCAACUUUUAGAGGUUUAAGAAAUGAGCACCAACACACCAGACUGGUUGUAUUUUAUCUGUCUUCACCAUUUGACAAGUGUUUUCACACAGAGAAUUCAGAGUAGGUGUGUCUGCAAAAGAGCUGCAUAUUCCACCCAACAGUAAGACACUGUAAAUACACGUCCUUUAUAUAAAUGUAGAUGCAUUAUCCUAGACUGAAUCCAGUGCGCAUGUUUAAACAUGUCUAAAAGGGCUAAAUGUGACCAUGAGCUUCUCUGGAUAUCUAACCAGGUAGAGCAGUCCUUCUGCCUCCUGAUACCCAUUUAUCAGGGAGAUUCUCAGUGGCGAUACAGGCAAGAUGGCCAAAGUUGAAUGCACUGCAGAAGUCAUCCCUAAUUCAUGAGCAUCCCGUAUCUGUCCCCCCUCCACCCCCCCAACAUCCAUCGUGAAACCCCAGGGUCACGAGCAGGGGUCGCCAGCCACAGCCUUCCCAUCCUCUCAGCAGGGAAAUUGAAAUUCGAUGGUUGACGUGUCGGUGGAACGGUGAGGGAUCGGGGGCGUAAUCUCUGAUGACACCGGCUCACAGGGCGCUAAUAAAUCUAAGAAUUCUUCAGUCACUUCUCAUCAUGGGCAGCAAUGGCAGACAUUUCUCACAGUGACCAGAUCCUCAGAAUCUUCCCUCCAAACUGCCUGAAUAAAACGGAAAAAUGACAGUUGUCACAGGAGAAGACUUUCCCUCGCAGUGUAAAUGGCUUUAGACUGUAUUAAACUUUAAUGGCUUUGUCUUAUAGCCAGGUGGUGUCCUCUUAUCUCAGAGACACUCUGGGAAGUCAUCACUUCAGAGUGUAACUUUUCACUUUUAUAUUUUUUACUUCAGAUGUUAUAUUUCCCUCUUCUUUAAGUACACUUUAAAAAGCUAUUAAAAGUAAACCAUUAAAAGUAUUUGUUAAAGAAAAUGACAAAAUUAUGAAAUAUAAAGUUUAAAUAAGUACAGUAGACAUAAUGCACAAUGUAACAGGCACUGUAUUGGCAUUAAGGGGGCUUUCACACCUACGCCGUUUGGGCCGGACUUUCUGACUUUCCUGUUUAGUCCGAACCAAAAUGAUAGGUGUGAAACCUCCUCAGGACCUUGGUCCGGACAGAAAGUGGUGGUCUUGGCCCGGACCAAACUGAACCACGGUCUGGUUCAUGCCCAGUGUGAAAGCAUUAUUUUGAAAGGUUCGGACCUUCGUACCAAAGACAGGAAAUGAUUCGAAGAGUACAAGUGUUCAUUAUUAUGCUGGUAGAGAUUGUCCAAUAACAGGAAAUUUUACUAUAUUGUAAAUUCCUCACAAUUUACAGCUCAUCUUUUCAACAGUUUUACUACACAUACUUUUCCCUCUAGGGUCGGUGUUGCAGUGGCUCGCAGGAUAGUAUUCUUUCUUUUCCUUUACUGUCAUUGACAAUUAAGUUGUCGUCUAAUGAUAAAAUUCACAAGACAAACUCAGACCAGCCUCAUGUACAGCUUUUAAAGUCAUCGCUGUUGGUAGUUAAAAUUCAACAAUAAUGUGGUGGGGGGGAAUGACAAUUUUAUUCUUGUUUACAAUUCAAGACCCGCGUUAUUCAACGUGUUUGACGUCAGACGCCCACCAGCCAAACGACCAAUCAGUGUAAACUACAGAGACAGCAAAGCACGUAGUUAAUGACGAUAUCAUGUAGGUUCGUCAUGUAAAGUCUGUUAGUCUGUUUGUAAUAAUGACAGUGAGAAACCUAAACAGACCGAACCAAAAUGUAUACAGUCAAACGAAAUCACUGACUUUGGUCCAGACUUUCAGGUGUGAAAACACCCUAAUUUAACAUUGGAAGUCCACACAGCAUUGUUAACAUUACUGUAAUAGUAACAGGCUCUGGGCUAGGAGGGAGUCCAUAUCAGGUACAGGUGCGAGAGUGCCCAUACCUGCUCCUCACAAGCGUCAUCAAUGAGGCUAGCAGAGUAAAAACCUCACGGAAAACAAGUCCUGCUCUUUAAAAGUAUAAAACUAUUACGCACAAAAGUUUUAAAGUAAUUAGUAAUCUGUAAAAGCAGCAAACAAAGAACACAGAAACAUCAAAACGCUGUACUUCUGUGACUUUGAUACCUUGGCUUUGACAUAGUUUAAUGGAUGACUCUUGAGUUUUCUGACCCUGCUUAAAAUACAUGCACAAACACAUCCACGCUGGCCCAGACAAAACUGGCCAAAUUUAGGUCAAAGCUACAACUGCUCAGGGAUGCAGGAGAGGGAAUACUGUAACUAAGAAUAGAUUAUCAUCCAGCAGUUUGUCCUGCACAGAGUAUCCACAUGCUCGGUAUGCCUCUAGUUUGUACAAACUCGAUGACAUAAAAAGGAAAAGGUCAGAGUGAAAAAGUGAAACAGACAACUGGGCUAAAAACGCGGAGUGCCUUUCACGCUGUUGGACUCUACUUUGUCGAGGCAGAAAGAAAUAGUAGCAGUCUAGUGAGUCUGUUGUCACUGAACAAUGUAAUUAAUCUGGAACGUAGAAUUAAUAAGCCCUCCGCUCCAUGCUCUCUGCAUCUCCUUGGGCUUUCUGUUGAAAUAAAUGUGUUAUUUCUGUAAAAGAUGUAAAAGGAGAACUACUUUCAUCAGUCACCGCUGGUGUUGUGAUUGAAAAUGCAGUUCUUCGGUCUGGAAAGUAGUCCAGACUUUGUUAAAAAUAUUCAAUAAGGAAAGUUUUGGCUUAUGUUAGGAAAGACUGGAGUAUUAUACCGUAUCAUUCUGAAAGUAGAAAGUAACAGAGAAAACAGAUGAACUGCUUACAUUAGAGAUGCUGUACUACACAACUUAUUAGGGCUGAACGAUCUUGUAAAAUAAUCUAAAUGUGAUUUUUUUUGUUUCGGCUGUUUCAAAAUAAGAGGAUUUAACAGAAUAACUUGAAUUUCUAUUGUAAAUAAAUUAAAUCUGUUUAACAUCAGAACUAAGCUUGGAUUGGCUGCUUGUUUUUAUCAUGCAGUACUGAAGACACUCAUGUAGGAUGAAGAUGGGAUAAGAGUGGGUCUGAUCUGACAAGAUGGGACUCGAUCUUAUCCCUUUAGGUUGAUGUUGGUUCUCGUUUUAUUGAUUGAUUGAAAACCACAGUAUUCUUCUACAUAUCAAAAACAGAUAACUGUCAAUUAGAGAUGUAAUGGAAGAGAAACAAACGAUGAUAUCAGUGAAGUCCAGCUGUCAGAGUUGUUGAACCGGGUGGACGGACAGCGGUUUCAGGGCUCAUAGACUGAGAUGACUGAUGGAGGUGGUGUUUCUGUGCUGUUGCUGCUGCUGGUGGAGGAGAAGAGGGCAAAUAGGAGUCUGUCUGCUAUGGCAGAGUUUGAGAGACUGCCUUCAGCUGAACCUCUGUCAUUUCAUAACUCACAACAUUGAUCGGUCCUCUCUCUCAGCACACAGGAAAACAAACAGAGCAGAUAAGAGGCUGGAGGGGGUGAUGGGGGCGAGGAGAGCUCAGUUUCCCAAAGGCUGAAUAAAGAUUGUCACUCUGAGAUCAAUCUCAGGUGAUAGGCCUGCUGGCUUGAUGGUGUUUAAUGGAUCGGACAUUUAAUUCGGACAUGAGAGUAGACGGAGACAGAGAGUAAACUUUUGUUAAAUAGUACAAGAGGAGGUUUUAAUAACUGAAACUUGAAAACCGACGAAGAGCCGGGUUUAACAUCUCCCCUAUAAGGUUUUCUUUAAGGCCACGUCCCUCAGGGGGGUAAGGUUUGACUGCAGAAUAACUGGCAGCAUACAAAUACACACACCCACAAAGUCUGGAUCAUUGUGUGUGGUGUUGAUGUGAAGUGAAAUUACUGGCAGCUCUUCCUCUUUAGCCUCAUUAUCAGUGCCGAGAGACUCAACUGCCCAAAAAGAGCGCGGUAGUCAUCAGUCAUCCUGUCCUUCAGUCUGACUGACUGUCAGUCACACACAAACACACAAACAGAGGCUGGUGUCCACACACACACACAAACACACACACACACACACACACACACACACACACACACACACACACACACACACACACACACACACAAACACACACACAGAGUGACAGUGCCACAGGUGUGUCCCAGAUCUAAUGAGGAUUUAUCGGCUUUAUUCACUUCCAAAGACCUUCAGGAAGUCGUUUUAAACCAGCUGAGUGUGAAAAAAUACGCCUGAUGAAAUGAUCCUGAUUGGUCUGUUUUGAUUGUUUGGUGUGAAUCAGAUAUGUUGAUGUAUCAGAACAGAAUAAAUGUGAAUUCAUUAUUUCACACAGGUACAGAGGAGGUGCACCGAGUUGUGUGUGUUGCUCCUGGUGUCAGCUUUACAGAAUACAAAGAGUAACAGGAGACUGAAGGAGAUAAAAUCAGAGUAGGAUCACAAAAAUACACAAAACUAUAAAAUAAUUCAUAACCUGAAUUUGUCCAUCUGUAAAAGUUUAGUUUAAUAAUUUCAUCUUAUUAGUUACAGCACCUUUUAUUUACAGGCUUAUUAACUAUUUAAUGAUCUGUAUUUCUAAAUAAAUCACAUAUCUAACCUAUUUCCUUUUGCUUUAAUGCAUUAAAACAUGUUUUCCUCUUUCACAGUGCUAUAUUUUAUUCUUAUCACAGAUAAAACAAUAUUUAUCAACCCAGAACCAGAGCCAGAGAUUUGUGUCCAGUUUCAAUUUCAGCAACCAACCAUCUCCACCAACUCUCUGCAUUCAGGUUUUUUUUUUCCCUAUUCUCGUGCCGACUGAAGCAUAGACAUAUGGCCAUACAGGCAGCCAUUUACUUUAUGCAGGGAGGCACAAAAAGACCCACAAUGCAGUUCAGUUUAGCGCCAUAUACUGGAUGUGUCUAAAAAGUAAUGUUGCAUUUCUUUCAUUUGGCCAAAACAUCAGAGCAGGAAGUGUUACUGCUCACUGAGUUGAAUAAAUGCUGCAUGCAGAACAAGAACCUGACAGUCAGUCGGAUGUGUCCCUCAAACCGCCGUCCUCAUAAACUCAAAACCAUAACCCUGCAUUGCUCAGAUGACAUUGUUUUUGUGGAGAGAAAAAAAAUGGCUUCCUCGUUCCCUCAAAAUGAUGAAUUUGAUAACAGCCCGUGAAUGCUUGGACAAGUACCUGAGCAAAGACGAGUAUAUUAGGGGUUUUAUAGUGUACUGUAUGUGUGAAUCCACAGCUGUAACUUUUUAUUUUGCAAAGGCGCUCAAAGGCAAACACUGUUUUAUGGUCAUGCUGCUGACCUCUUCUCUGAAAAAGCCAAAGUAAAAUGAUUUCACGGGAAGGUGCCUUUCUGAAAGUCCAAUCAAUACAAAGUUGAUUUAUCCUCCUUAGUUUUCCGACAAGAUUACCGGGCCGUGGAUAAUGUAUAGUGAACAUGCAGUUAUGCUUAUUAGAGUCCAAACAGGGAAAGCUUUAGAAGGUGAGUGGAUUUUGUCUUACUUUGAGGGGAUUAUAAUCUGCAGAUCUACCUGUUCACUACACAUUAUCCUGCUUAUUACUCAGCUACCUGCUAAAGACACGAACAAGUUGAUACAUGAAGGAUCUGAAGGUGGUAUUACUAUCUUAAAACGGAGUAAUUCUCAGCCUACGGGUAAUAAAAGAAGCCCCACUACUUUUAUAGUCGGUUGAUCUAGGGCUGGGCGAUGAACCGGAAAUUUAUCGAUACCGAAAUUUACGACAAUAACCGAUGUAACAUUGCCCAUAUUGGUAUAUUUGGUGUCAAAAAAAUAAAUAAAUCAAAGUUCGUUUUGGAUGUGUGUAGGUAGGCUAUGGUCCCUUUAAGACACUGUCCUACGUCAAUGACGUGACUCCACCCCAUCCAGUCUGUAACAAAGAAGGAAAGACAGGUGAGGAGAUGGAGGACGGUUCAAAAGUUGCAGCAGCUGAAGUAGACAAAGUUAAUGUGUGAGGGGGUGAGCAGCUUGUGGUUAUCGUCUAUUUAUUGUUAUUGAGGUGAACUGAUCAAUAUAUCAUGAUAUUGAUUUGAGGCCGUAUCGCCCAGCCCUAGGUUGAGCUUCCAUGGCAUUAAAUUCUGAUCAGCCUUCCUGCAGGACAAAUUCACAAUAAACAACAUUUCUUUCAAUGCUUAGUGCCAACCUUAAAUUUCUAUUUGGGAGUCAGAUGUUAAGUGGGAUUAUAAACAGUUGAUAGAGUCUCUUCAAGGUGGUGAAAACCCCUCAGCUUUGGAUCAGGGUCUGACUAACCCUAACUAACUUAACAUUGUCCCUUAAUGUGAUCCAUAGUAUAGGAUGAAAAAAAUACACGCUUUGUGCUUAGUUUAGCCUCACACUACACCAAUUUGACAUCAUCACGUAACUUCUUGCGCUCAGUAAUUAAAAGGCCAUGUACUUUAAAAUUCCUCAUGUCGUAAAGUAAUUUGUAUAGUUAGACAAAACAUUUUCCUCUUAAUAUACCGUAACCUCUUUUUAAAUUUACACUAUGUCUCUAUAAUUGAUUUCCGAACAUCCGGCACUCCUUCUAACCUUGCAGCUGCUCCACCAUCUAACCCCUCCAUCUCUCAUUUGCAUGCCUUUAAAUAGAAAUACGGCUGAUACUGGAGCCUUCACAAUGUACACUCAUGGAGCGUAAACACACCACAAUCUAUUACACGGAUGUUUGUGAUAUGUUUAUGCUAAUUCUCAUAUCAUCUGACCAUGGACCGGGCUUGUUGAUGUAAGGUUCUGCCUUGAGUGUUAAGCGAAGCAUGGAGGUAGAGCCACACACACACACACACACCCAUUCAGAAACACACAUACACAUCCAAGCGUGCACACCAUCUCCUUUAUUUUGCCUCAGCCCUCCUGGGACUGGAAGUGAUGAUGAUCUGCAGUAAUUGAGGAAGACGUAUGUAGAAUGCAGAAAGAGAGAGGAGAGACUGGAGGGUGGAGGAGAGUACAAACUGCUGAUGCAGAUUUUGUACCAAAAUGCCUCCUGGUACCCAUUACUACUGACUGCCACCGAUUCCCCAAGGGUCGGUAUGCAUGGAAAUCUGUGAAUUGUAACCCAGAUAACCUUUUUGUACUUUUUUAAUGCAAACAAGAGAUAGGAGAGCAGCUGCAGAGUUAGCAGAUGAAAAAUCUCAGCAGUUUUGUGGUAAAAUACUCCGUCUUCAUAGCAUUAAUGUAAAGUUAUAAUCAGACAAAACUCCUUUAAAAAGGUUAAAUUCUUGGCGUCAGUAACACAGUUGUAAAACGGUAUUUGCCGUACUUGUGUAUAAGUAAAUGUGCAUGUGUGUCAGUGUGUGGUUACUCAGGGCCAUGUGUUUUAUAUGCUAAUUUUGUUAAUGUGUAUAAGCUGCUCCAUCCCAUUCUCAUUAGGAUUUCAUUAGUCUCUUUUAUGGAAAUGCACAGCGCCUAUACUGCAGUGCAUCUCCUGCACCAUCCCGGCAGUAAACUGAGCUGUUUCCUCGACUCCUCUGCUCGUUUUUGUCACUGAGCUCAUGGACAGAAAUAUCUUCUGGGAAAAUUGUGCCAGAAAAAAGGAGAAAUCAGGGUGAUUUCAGAUGAAAUCUUGUUUUUUGUAAUGCAGGUGUGUUUGGGGUAUUUGAGUGCGUGGUUAUAUGAACUAGCUCCUCUUUUUUUUCUAUUCAUGUCAAAGUCUCAACAUUGACCUGCUUUACAACCACAAAUCACCUUAAACUAACAAUUUAAUUUACGAUAAAGUCUGAACUGUGUUUGUCAAGGGCUGCACGAUUUUGGCCAAAAAUGAUCUCCUGAUUUUUUUCUCUGAAAACUCGAUUUUCAGUUUCAGUUUCAAUUUUUUGAGUAACUUGAAAACGAUGUAGUGUGUAUGCCAACUCAGUAAGUGGACAGAAGACAGAAGAAGAGUACAGAGCAUGUGUACAAAGGUUGUUUUGGCUGGACACGCGCAGGCGCCAUAAAAGAGUUUUGCUGUGUGUCACAUGAUCGUUUCCAGAGAUGCAGACAGACAUCCACACUGAGAUGGAAUGGUAGUCGUUUAUGAAUUUAUGCACUCUCUGACCUGUUUUCAAAAAGUACCGUUUACAGUCACCCGAAACGACAAAAAACCUUUUCCUCCUGAAUUCGUUUCCGUGUGGACGGAUUGAUACCGCCUUCAGACAGACUUUGCAGCGGGGAGUGGUUUGCUCUUCAUCCGAAACUGUGAAGCCGUACCAAUUCAACACGGCUGACUUGCUCUUGUCCUAUUUAACCACGAAAUUAUCGCCUUCUUUUGCAAACGCCAUGUUUGUUUACACUGGUGUGUGUGGGAACUGUGGAGCGCUCCCGCAGGGAGGGGGAGCCUACGGUGGCCUGAAGGCGCGAGACAUGAUAGAGAGGAAAAUCGACUUGACGAUUUUAAUUUUUUUAACAUCAUCAUAAUCAAAUAAUAUGAUUCCGAUUUAAAAUUGGUCGGUCAUUCACCCUUACGUUUUUCUAGUGGCGGUGGUGAAGUGAAUGCUGAAGCAAAGGCUCGCAGGUUUUUUGGAAGGAGCAGCCAAAAGACUCAAAAGUUCUGAAAAUGGUACGGUGCCCCGCGAUCUGUGAAGCCCAUGGGAUAAAGGGUUGCAAGCAAAACUGCAGUUAACAUGAAAUCCAUUCAUUUUGAGUGCAAGAGCUUGACUCAACUUUUGAGGUUUGGAGCGUCAGAGCUGCCGAGUUAAAAACGUUAAUUUUAAGCCUUUGGUCUCGACAGUGUUCUGUAGAGUUACAGCUUCAAAAAGUGAUGGAUUUGGUUAAAAGUUAAUGUUCUAAAUCUUUCCCAUAAUGAAACUUUAUGUUUUUGUCACUUAAUCCAAACUCUGACUGACCUCGAGGAUGCCCUUUAAAGCAAAAGUCCAACUCUCCAGCUCUUUGUCAUACCACAGAGUGGACGUAACUGAAAAUUAAAGUCGACGUCGAGUUGUCUGUGCACUGAUCUUUAAGAAGUGAAUGAUGUUACAGCUUCAAACUUCUGCUUCAUCCGGUUUGAGGCACAAAUUCCCUUCAUCACAUCACAUACUCACAGAUUUGUGACACUGCUGUCUUGUUACUCGUGUCUUGUGUAUGGUAAUUAAGAUUGCAGAUGUAUAAAUUAGGGGGUGUGGUACAUGCAGCUGUGAGGACAUGAGAGGCAGCAGGAAAGGGGGGGCAAUAAUCCCAGAGCAUUGUUGACGAUAAAAGUAAGGUGUGACUCUGCUCACAGGCAUCUCUCCCGCUCUCAUAUCCUCUUUCCUUCAAGUGAAGCAGUGUCCCGUGAAAUUGGGAUCUAAAUUACGAGGCCGGUGUACUCUUUGCGGCGAGGGUUUUAAAAACGACCUGCUCUGCCGCUAAGGACAUUGGCAGGACCACGACAGUCAGCAGCAGACCAUCCGUGGGCCUGACUUUGGUUGGGGACCGGUCCACAGUGGAUUAAUGAAGGAAAUGUUUCCUGUUAUCGCCCCACUGAGGAUGACUCUGUUAUAUCAGCUUCAUCACUGUCAUCAUUAUCAGCUCAGGUCCAUGACAAAGAUGGCGAUGAUUUUGGAGUUGGAGUUAUAAAUCAGGGCUGCUCCCCGUUUUUGUCCGCCGCCAGCUCUUCUCCCGUCUUUCCAAUAAAAGCUUGACUUUAUUUGAAUAAUAAGGCGCUUAUCUCUGCGCAUUACUAUUCCACUGGCCACUGCAUUCUCUCUAUAUCACUCUACGUCGCUCCUCCCUCCUCCUCCUCCUCUCCACUUUCUCUUCAUCAUACACACAUCCUUUCAUUCUGUCUUUAUCUUCAGUCCCGGCCCUCACCUCUCCUUGUCCCUCUCUCUCUCUCUGCACUAGAGAAAGGGGAUAAAUUGGAUUCCUAAACGUAACUGAGGGCAUUUUGUGGUCUCUUUUUCCCGUCAUACCUUCGAGUUCAAACUACAAAUUUCUUAAAUUGCUUCUGCAGGGAAAAAACAAUGCAAGAGUUUUUCUUUCAGUUGUGACUUUUAUGACUCGUCCUUAAAAUAAGUCAGUCUGUUGACAUUUUAACUCGUAUUAUUUACAAACUAUAAACAAAUCGCUCUUAAAGUGGUUUUAAUAUAUGUUUAAGACAGCUCGAUGCCUCAAGCAUGAGCGUAAUGUAGUUUUCCUUUUACCUGAAGUGGCCUUUUCCUAUUUUUAUUGUGAAAAUAUUUCCUUACCGAAGCCGUCAGUUUGAUCUCUUCAUAUAAAAUGUGACUGUGAAUAGAGGUGGCAGAGCUGGGGGGAAAUAUAACAGAGCUGCAGACUAGCAGACAUUAUAUCCUGCCAUUUGAAACGAGCAGCUGUAACGCGGGUUCAUUAUUUAAUGUUUGCCCAAACUGUAUAAUCAAAAAUCUAGCACUGUCAAAUGGCUAAUGUAUGGUGAGCCUGUUGUUUUAGGAGAGGAAACCUUUAAUUCUGUGCUGAAUGACUAAUUUAGCCGUGGGAAUAGUUUCUGUAGCAUUGGUCUCUAAACAGAAGUUUGCCACAUUUUGAACGCUGUCUUAACCUGACUUUUAAUCAAUGAGGCACAUGCAGGAAGGAGAUGGUGGUAGGCCUUUAGCCUCCGAACCAAUAGCUAAGAUGAACCCACCACUUCAUUAGUUUAGCUGUAUCCUUAAUUAUGCAAAUUUACGCAGAAAACUUAUAUUGAUGAAAUCAAAGGAUACAUUUUUGGAACCAAACUUACAGCCUGUAUGAACAAAUAAACAAGUUGCAUGCCAAAACCUACAGAAGCGUAAUGCAUUCACUUCCAGAAAAAAAAGAAAAAGAAAAGAAACUGUCUUUUUUUAUAUAUAUAUUUUUUCCCAUCUUUCUGUUUUUCAAAUUUUUUCUGUCUUUCUGUUUUUCGGGCUAUAUUUUUUUUUCCUGACUAAGCAAGAUACUUCAAAAUCCUGCGAGAAUCUCAGACAAUCAGAUACCAGCAGCUGCUCCAAAUCAGCAGAUUCUCCAGCUCCUAGAUAGCUUCGACUAAGGGGUCAUUGAGAGUAAAGCAUGUGAUUAGUUACAAAUACAAAUCCUGAGGUGCCUGUGCAAAGUAGACAAACUUAUGAUGAUUCCAUCUAUCUAACUUCAAGAAAGGAGGAUCUCUCAGUGUCUCAAACCCAAAAGGAAGUAAAACCUGAUUAAACUAAACAAGUGGGCCAUGUUUGCUUCUGAUAAAUCGAGCAGAGGGGGAUGAAAGUGUCUGUUUUUAAAUGAUCAUGAUCCCAGAGAAUAGGAAAAACAAUUAAUCGGACAAACAAAAGAAAAAAAGAAUAGUCUGAAAAACAGAAAAAUUAGUCUGAAAAACAGAAAAAUUAGUCUGAAAAACAGGGGGGAAAAUAUGUAGAAAAACAGAAAAGAAAAACAUUUCUCUGAAAAACAGAAAAAAAAUAUUCCAAAGUACAGAGCUUUUUUCUUUUUUGGUGAAUGUAGUGCGCUCAUGUACAAACCAGUUUGAUUUUGCUGUUAAAACGAACAAUUUACCAUAAGACCUCAUUUCUUUCUCCUGUUUCCUAAAACUCAAACCCGUCAGAUCUGAUGGGUGUUUUUUUGUCCCUUGAGGACUCUGUCACUGAUGUCACUUCAGGUACGGUCUUGGCUCCACCUUCAUAUCCCAGAUGGAAAUAAGCCCUCCCAUAUGUCUGAACCCGCCCUGAUGUUGUGCCUAGAAACUCCAUAUUGAAGGGGCCAGAACUGGAACUGGGGCUUGUCUGAUUGGUAGUUCUGCUCGGUGGAGGGGUAGGAGGCGGAAAAAGCCAUUUGUCAGCACUAUCUGCCACUCAGGACGAAGCCAACAAGAUGUGGACGAAACUCAAUUUCAGCAUUAAUGGAAUAAUAUCACGGUUAAUGUGCCGCCUGCUGGAGCAGAACUGCAGGUCAUCCCAGGGUCAAACCUUGGGAUGCUGUGAGGCCGACCACGUGGGCUUGUCUCUCGAGUCAGUCACGGCUAAUUCAGAUUUCCAUCGUAGUGAUGUUAAAUUAAAAAAUAAUUACAUUUUCCCACGGUCCUGUAGUCUCCUCUUGCAUGCCGUGAUUACCUGCGUUGAACUGUCAAAGAAACCAGGAGAUGCUGCUUUUGUCCUUGGUUUCUCAGCUCUGUAAACUUUCUCCAGAAGACACAGGAAACACUAACAUGUGUUUCCUCUCUCCUCAGGGUUACUUCCUGCUGUUUGAGUCCAUGUUGGACUCUGUUCUGUAUGCCAGAGACCUCUACUUGGCUGACAAUGGCUCAGGUAGGACAUGUCUUCUCUUCACUAUGACUCAAGUUUAGGUGCAGAAGGUUUUUACUCCACUUUUAAACUGAGGAUCGAGGAAGAAGAAGAAGCAGCAGCUGUGAGUUAGCAGCAGUAGCCUUCUGAGAGAUGAUUUGGCACUUUUAAAUCUGAUGUUUAAGAUUUAUUGUGAAUCCAAAAACACUGUUAGAGCUUCAGGUUACUAAUCAAUCGAACAUUUAUAUUUUUCGCUGCUUCAAUUCCCAGUUAAAGUAAAGAUUUUUUGAUCUGGUUGUCAGAAUCAGGACAGCCCUUGUUUUGAACUAAGUCAGAUUCUGUUUGCUAAAUAUGCCAAACUCCAUCGCUAUCAAUUUGAAUACUCCUCAUUAAUAUUGAUUAAUAAGGCCUAUUUUUGUUGGUCUCUAUAAGCUAAUAUGAAGUGUAGGUUGCUCUGAGCUGCUCUUACUAACUCUAAACCUGCUGCUCAUUUAUUAAAAACUAAUAGAGGUUGAAUAUUGGAUUUACUUCCUUAUACUGUCUCUUAGCUACGUUGGUCUUGAGGGGCAAAAGACAACUGCAAAUCAGAAAACACAGAAACAGAAGUGAAAACACAACACAAAAAUGGUUAACACAAUGGUGAAAGAGAAAAACACAACAGCAAAAGAGAAAACACAACAGCAAAAGAGAAAACACAACGGCAAAAGAGAAAACACAACAGCAAAAGAGAAAACACAAAAAUGAAAGAGAAAACGCAACAGCCAAUCAGAAAAAAAAACAAUCCAAAAAGAGAAAACACAAUGGCAAAUCAGAAAAUACAACACAAAAAAAGAAAAAAAAAUGGCAAAUUAGAAAACACAACGGCAAAAGAGAAAACACUAAAACAGAAGAGAAAACACACAAACAACACAAAAAGAGAAAACACAACAACAAUAGAUAAACACAACACAAAAAGGAGAAAACAACGGCAAAAGAGAAAAACACAACGGCAAAUCAGAAAACACAACACGAAAACAAAAGAGAAAACACAAUGAAGAAAGAGAAAACACCCAAACAGAAGAGAAAAUACAACGGCAAAAGAGAAAACACAACAGCAAAUCAGAAAAAAUAACACAAAAAUAGAAAACACAACGACAAUAGAGAAAACACAACGGCAUUAAACAAACUGUAAAACGUUGGUACACUCUUGUUGUGUUUUGUUUUCUGUUUAGCUGUUGUGUUUUGCACCUCAGGGCCACCGUACUUAUCUACUUGACUUUGUUUUCUUGUCUUUGUCAUGACGCGUUUUUGGCGUGUUAAAGUCUGAACGGUCAUCUUUCCAGUCUUAAAGCAGGCAGGACAUCAAGCUUCUCUCUCCAAAUCUAUCGACAUUUUAACUCUUAAGUUACAUUUCUGGAUUUAUGAAAGCCGUGAAAAAAAUGUCUUACUGGUUUCAACUCCAUUGAGGGCUGUCCUUGCAGCGUUGAGCGUGAGUGGGUCAGUGUUGUGUGAAACUGGGGUCAGAUAGGCUGAAUUUCAUCCGUGAGCAGGGACAGAGUUUUCAUGAUGGCCCCCUGUGGUUACUACAAGUAACACAUCUGGAAAUGAUGGGAGCGCCUGUCAUGUGUUUCCCAGAGGAUGUGUGAAAUUGUGCUCAUGUCAACACAGUUAACACGAAUAUUUCAUAACUAUACUGUGUAAAUAAUGGACAAGCUUUAUAAUGCUGCGUGAAAAUUGAAGGAAGAGGUGUUUUAUACUUAAAACAAUUCUUGGGUACAAAAAAGGCCCUGUUCUUUGGGGAUUUUCCUUUGUGUGUUUGUGUGUGUCAGUCUCCAGAGUCUUCCCUUCCCUUUCCUUCCACUGACCAGAUUUAAUGGCUUGUGCCAAAUGUGACCCAACUAAGGAACGGUUCCACCACACUGCCUUUAGUGGCUCUUUGGGACACCACUGAGCGGUCACACUCACACGCAGACAGACACACACUGAUGGACAGUCCAGAGAGGCUGAACCCACAGAGACAGAUCUGAUGGCGAGGGAGAUCGGACAGGCGAAGGUUUGAUUUGAGCGACGCAGAAAGUGACAGGUCAGAGGACGGCGUAUGGCUCGUCAUGAGCCUUUAACCCCGACGCUCUCAACAAAGACGGCUCACACCAGAUCUACGACAAGCUCCACAGAGCUGAAAUAAAAACACCCCAAACCAGGAGGAACCUCUUUAUACAGCACUAACUCCAAUCAAUGGAGGACACUUUUAAUAAUGCUGCAGUAUAAUUUAAACAGAUUUACACAACUGCCUCUGAGAAUGCUUCUAUGUGUUUAUAUUAUGCAUAUCCAAAGACAACAUUAGACCUUAGUUUGACAUUUUUAUCUAUUUAUUCAUUUUCUUUGCCACAGACCACAAUCAACUUAAAGUCUUUGCUUAUAUAGGACAGAGGUGUAUGCAUUAACUUACAUAAAAAGGGAAACUUUAUUUUUGAGAAAUUUUUUUCUUUGCUGUUUUUCAGAGAAAUUUUUUCUUCAUUUUUUUUUGGACAAAUUUUGAUUGUUUUUUUUUUGGUCUUUCUGUUUUCCUCAUUUUUUUUCCGUCUAUCUGUUUUUUUGUACAAAUUUUGAUUCUGCUUUUUUUUUUCGUCUUUCUGUUUUUCAGACAAAUUUUGAUUCUGUUUUUUUUUUUGUCUUUCUUUUUUUUGACAAAUUUUUAUUCUUUUUUUUCAUCUUUCUGUUUUUUUGACAUUUUUUUUUCCUGACUAAGUGAGAUACUUCAAAAUCCUGUGAGAAUCUCAUACAAUCAGAUCCCGUUAACCACCGCUGCUGCUCCAAAUCAGUGGAAUCUUCAGUUCCUAGAUAACUUUGACUACGGGGUCAAUGAGAGUAAAGCAUGUUUAGUUAGUUAAACACAGGGUAAGCAAAUCCUGAGGUGCCUGCGCAGAGUAGACAAACUUAUGAUGAUUUCAUCUAUCUGACUUAAAGAAAGGAGUAUCUCAGUAAAACUUGAUUAAACUAAACAAGUAGUAACAAAGUGGAAAGUGGAAAUGAAGGCAUGUAGUCUACUCUAUAUUAGCUAAUGGUUAUAACUUCACACCUAAGAAACCUGGAGCACCAAAAAAACAGCUUGAGAUUAAAAAGAAACACUCUGACAGACACACACAUGCACAAAUAUCACACAAAACAUGAAUAAUUGAAGAUUCCCGUAGGUUCCUUGUAACAUUUGAGACCAUCUGGAUGUUUAAAACCACCCAUUUUGGCUGUAAGCAGUUUAUAAUAUUAUGAAUAUAGAGAAUUCAGUUUAUUUUCUGGCCUUGUUCAGCUUAAAUGCUGCCAGGCUCUGAGAAGAGGUUAGCUGUUAGUGUCAGCACUUUGAAUGCAAACCCCUUUGGUAGUGUUUCGUUCAUAGGCAAACAUGCCCAAGGCAGUAUUAGUGUGCAAACCAGCGGAGCAAAUAUCACCACAUUUCAGAGCAGCCAGACUGUAAAAAAAAUGCAAUAACAAGAACAAGGCUACCGAGCUUCACUUUUUAAUAUAUUGGCUGUUGAUUCUAAUAUAUCUAAUGAUUGAUCGGCUUAUAUUCCUAAAUUUAUUUUCAAAUUUAGAGUGAGUGUGCUGGCGGCUGUGCUGAGUUAUUAGGCGGCCCUGCAGCACUGCUGCUGCUGUAUGUGUGUUUAAGCUACAUUAGUAGAGUUACAGCAGCUCCCACAUUCUCCUCACUACAUUAACCUCCCCUUCAUCCUUAAAUGUGUCCCUGCUUGCCUGGCACAGUGCAGCGUCCAGGGAAAAGAGAUCUUUUUUGUCCCAGGCCCCCCCCCCUCACACUGACUUUCCCUCUUUCACAGCCGACCAAUGAGGGACAUGAGGAGAAGACGGCAGGGGUGGGUGGGGGGCAUGACAAACGGGCUGUGAGCAGCGAGUCGAGAAGGACGCAGAUGUCAAAGCCAUGAAUCUGGGGACGCCCAUGUACCCCCCCUCUUCUUCCUCUCUGUCUUCCUCCCCUGCUUCCCUCACCUAUCCGUCUCUCCGUCUCCAUUUCUCCCUCAGUUUGUCUCCCAGACAGGCCUCUUGUCCUGAUUCUGCCCAAUCAGCAGCUCUCCCCCCAUCCUCUCCUCACCUGGCCUUCAUAAUUACUCACUUGGAUCAGUAAUCAGAGUAAAACAGAGUGACAAAUCUGCUUUUUGAGUGUGUAUGGGUGCACAUAUAUGUGUGUGUGUGUGUAUGUGUGUGCAGUCAUUAAGGUUUGGUGACACUCACAGGGUCAUGAGCAGGCUUCAGCUGGUAAUGAGAGGCCAUGAGUUGCCCAUCACUGAGCUGUCACCAUCCAUUCACACAUUUUAUGGUCCGAUGUUUCCAAGGUUGUCUAAGACCAAUCGCUAACACACAUGCUUGGCAAAAUAAAUAAAAACCAUUCAAAGGCCUCUGCUUUUUAAAAUGAUGAAAUAUGGAUGUAAAAAGUUUGUGAUUUGCUCACUUAUCAAUCUUUGUUUUGGUUUAUUGACCAAUCAGAGGCUGUAUCUGUUUCUGCGUUUUCAGCGGCAGUUGGUCCCUAUAAAAGAGUUUUUGCAGAGACUUUGUGCAGAGCUGCAGCUUCUCCCUGAGCAUCUACACUGAGCAGGGAUCAGUUAAUAUUGAUGUCUAGGUGACACACAGGUGUGUCUCUUAUUGUCACCUAGAUAUCACCCGCCUGAACAUUUUCAGGAGAUUGCCUUGUUCUAUGGAUUGCUCUGCAGCAAAUUUUAGGCCUUUUUCCCAUCUUUCCUUUCCUACCAUGAACAUCUCAUUUAGAACAGACAUUACUGAUAAUAGCUGCACGUUACAUGUGAACUAUCAAAGUUUGAUGUAUUCCUCUGAGUACUCAGGAACUCUAGUUUGGGCCUUGGGCCUCUGUGUGGGCUAAUGUUACUGCACAGUAGGGAUACCAAUGGCUUAAAGCAACUCAGCUUUGUCUUAAUCACCAAGCAUAUUAACCAUACAAAGGAAUCUAUUCAGAUGUGAAAACACAAUGAGGAGACACAUUAAGGCUCAUGUUUAGUGCUCAUUUUCAGACAUGGGUAAUGUUCACUGGACAGACAUUGUUAUGUAACAUGAGGAGGGACAAUGAUCACUCCUUCUUCUUCAAAGCAGUGGGCGGUGUCCCUGUUUUAGUGCCGCCUUCGGUGUCAAAGUCUGUCACCACAUUCAAUUUGCAAUGCUGUCGUCACUGAUUUGUUAUUUUUAUAUACAUUUUAAACUUAAUCAUCACACUAUAGAGGUUUGGGUCCUGUGACAUUGAUGCAGCCACAGCAGCAGAUAAAGAGAGUAGCAUAAUGAAGUGAUUUGUGAUUUGUGACCGACCACAGCUGAACAUCCUGGUCAGGGCAGAGCUUUGACUGCACACUCAGCAAAGAGCAGGAGUCUGUGAUUGCAUUGGGACUCAGCAAUCAGGGAAGAUAGUGCUGUCCCAGUUUGAUAACACCAAUAUGUAUGAAAGCACUUUUCAACUGAUGACUGAUGAAAAAGGUGAAGUUUCUCACGGCUAAAGAAAGUAGCGACUGUAACUCCUGAUAAUCUAAGGGAAAUCAAAGCCUUGCUAGAGCUCAGUUAUUCUUAUGAUAAUAACUUUAUUUAUAUAUAGCACCUUUAAAAACAGAUGUUUACAAAGUGCUUUAAUGGAAGAAGCAAACAAAGAUAGUAACAGGCAAAGGAGAAUUGAGUUUAAAAAAUGGAUGUAAAAGAUUGGCGGUUGAUGAUACACAUGAUUAAUUUCUGACAAACUCCUCACCAUAAAAAUGAAAUACCUUUAUUCUGAAAUAGCUGACUCAGCAAGUUAAAGGUCCUGUGAGGAACUUUAGCCUCAGGUCAGCUUUGGCACCCCUUGUGGACAAAGUAGUCUCACCUUAUUUUGUCUUCUACAUGUUUAAGUAGUGUCUUUUGAAAGUAAAAUGAAUAAUUAGUUGAUAAUUAUUUAAAGCUCCUGUGUGGAGUGUUUGCUUUGUGUCAAUGUAGGCACCCCCGAUAACGAGUCUCUAGAUGCUUAAGAUUUGUCUCCUGUCAAAAAAAAACUCACUUUUGACUUUUGACCACCAAAUAAAUAUUUUCUGACAAUUUAAUGUGGAAAAUGUUAAAAAAAAAAAAAAAACAAUAUCAUCUGUUUCAGACAUUUAAAAUCACAAUGUUAAAAAAAAGUAAAUCUUGUCACUGAUGGUCUUUUCUUUUGUAUAACAUAAAAAACAUCAUUAUGAACUUUUAGUCUGUUUCAUAAAUGUCAUUAAAACUCCCAACAGUAGCUUUAAUGUGGAAAAUAAGAAGCUGCCCACUGACACCAACCUCCUAACAAUUUGGACAUUUAAAAUUUUGGUAUAAAAAUGCUCAGUUUUGUUGAUGAUCGUGUUUUGUCUGCUUUGUGUGUCAGAAAAAACAAAACAAAAGCCUUCAUAUGAGUUUCAGUUGAUUUAAUUAAAGAGAAAAAUCCUGACAGGAGCUUUAACGUGAAACAGGAGAAAAAUGAACAUUUAGCGAAAGCUUUAAAAGCCUCAGAAAAAUUGAAUAUUUUCAAAUCUAAGUUAUGAAUAUCUCUGAAAAUCAGCAGCUCCCAUCCACAGCCACUGCAAAGUUAUCACUGUUGAUUGAACAUAAGAGAGAGAGCUCUAUCAACAUUAUUAAGUAUGCUGGCAUCCUAGGGUAAUAAACAGGGAUAAUGAACAAUGGGAUAAUGGUAGUGGCUCUUGUCUGCUUAAAAAGAAAAUGAGAGUGCCAUUUUUUAUCUCUUCUGUUUAAAUGAAAUCUUGUGCCGCAGAGGAAGCUCAUUUGAUAAACUUUAAUUGCUGGUCUACAGAUUUUAAACGUCAGCUUUUGAGGUUUUGGUGUGUUGAGGAAAUGCUUCUCCGCUGUGAAAAUAGAAGUUAUUUUUCUAUCCCUCAGUACAGAGUGUUUGAUUUCAUUCGAGAGCACACCUCUGACUUUAAAGCAACGAUUUAAGGAUGGUUGUGCACAAAGCCAGGCCCCUUAAGAAAUGCUUUAAUAGCUUUUUUUUGGUGGCAGAACGUAUCGGCAUAGAGCCCUGGCCACGACCUCUUUCGGCACCUUCGGGAUCAACUAUAAUGCCAACUGUUUCACCGAACUCUAGCGCUGGAAAACCCGAUUUUUGUACAGCAGAAAAGAAGCAAAUCCCUGUAAGACGAUCUUUUCUUUGAGCACUCAUGUGACAAUGUCUCAUUGUAUUGUCCAGGUGUCCCCAUUUCAUCCUGAGUGUCUUCAAGUCUGAAAGUAGGACAAAGUGGUCAUCAGGCCAUGUUUUGUGCACAUGUGAUGGAUUCAGUCAUUAAAGCAGCCUGGUGAAAUUGAUGCAGAGCUCCACACCCACAAGAUGUUGAGGCGUUCUCUGAUUAAAUUUGCUGAAUGGUUUCCAAGCUGCUAAAUUUGUUGAUAUUAAGCACGUUUCGGCUCAGAGAGAAGAAGUGUACGGGACACGAGUUUGCACAGCUUUACCUUUAGUUAUGAUUAAUGAUCUUUUAUUUGGAGCGAGAUAAAUACCUGAAUCGAUUCUCUUGGUGAUGACCAGACUGCCGUAACUACAUUUUUAAAUGCAGUGACCCCAGAAAACAAGGGGAGGGAUUACAUUUGUUUGUCGCCUUUGUUUCUUUUAAAUGAGAAGUGCAUUGCUAGGAGGUUAAAACAACUCCCCAGUACAGUCAAAACCAAAUGUAUUCAUCUAUUUUACCUAAAAUUGGUAAUUAAGUGAUUUAAUUUCACACUCAUAGACUGUACAUAGAAUAGACGCUAUUUGCCUCCUUGCUGGGUGAAGCCACCGCAAGAACAGCACCCUCUGGUGACGGGCUGCAGUAUAGGUCAUAAAUCCCACCUCCUCCAGCAAUCCCUAUGGAGCUGUGGACAAACAUUAGAUAUUAAUAACACAGAAUAUAAUUUUUUUCUCCCACCUACUUGUGAUGUUGACAUGUUGUUACUUUAAAGGCUCAUUUAUGCUUCCAAUACAUAUGAAAAUGUGUGCGUCCGUUUCAAACGAUGGUUCCGUCACUCCCCACAUACUUCCAUGCCUCCUUUACGUCGGCAUGGAUGUUAACCAUUACAUUGACCAGGGGGCAGGCCGGGGUCAAAAGUUUUGACAACAACAAACAGAAAGAAACAUGGCGAUGGUGGAGGAGCUAGUGAUAAUGUAUAUUUUGCAUAGUAGACAGAAACGAAGGCAGCUUUGGAGGAGGCGGUGGUCGGUCAGACCACUAAAGACUGCGUAGCUCACCCAGGGGAUAUGCUGUUUGAGCCAGUCAUCAUCACAUCGACUCUACCGCUGAAUGCGUACAAUGCUACUGCGAAAGUGGUGGUUCCAGAAAGUGAAGAAAAUCCCGGAAAUACCGAGAGCAAUUCGGCUUCAAAGUUGUAUAAUGAUGGAAGGCGGAGCCAAAUUCUCCAUCGUAUAUAUAGUCUAUGGUCACACAAAAGAAACUUCAGCUUUGACUCAUCCUUGACUCACUCUCCUUUCCUCCUCAGUCUAUCCAGACCUCUGUAACAUCAGCCUGGCAGCAGUCGGAGACACACAGAAGCACCGAGACCGCAUUGCAUUCUGGGACGAUGUGUAUGGCUUCAACAUGUCGUGCAUGAAGAAGGCCGUGGUUCCCGAGGCGGUGGUAGAAGUGGUGAAAGCAGAUACACUCAUCUCCGAACCUGCAGUCAUACAGGUAAAAAUUGACUGAUAUGUUAUGUGCUGUGACAUCUAACCUUUUAAGGGUAUGUCGGAUCCAAGCCCGGUCUCCCCUACUUUUCAGCCUGGUCUAAGAAGCAGCUGAUCAGCAGACCUCAAAGACCUCAUGAGGGUUUGGACACAGAGGAGGUCAGAGGUGUACAGUGGUGCUAAUCCAUUUAAAGAUCUAAAAGCGGACAAUAAAACCUUAAAGUGAACUACCCAGUGUCUGCUAACCACACGGCCGCACGGUCGAGACGUAUUGAUGAACCAAUAAGCCGGUCUGAUCCUAAUUCAGGAGGUUCUAGGAGCUACAAAUGGGAGAAAUAGAGUUUGUGGGGUCUGAGCUGUUAGACUACAGGCAGAGGAUGAGAGCGUGAGUUAGCUGUGGAGAGAGAGAUAUGGCCCGAAGGCAGGUGUGUGUGUGUGUGUGUGUGUGUGCGCGUGCGUGUUGAUGCUGUAGAGCUGGGUGAUUGAUCUGUCUAAUCCUUGUUUAAGUUCCUCUUUAGGAAACUUCAUUACUCUCAGCCCCCUGUGGAUAGAGCCGUUUUCGCUCGGCUGAUGGGAGAGCACACACGCAUCGCACUGAGAUAAAACAAACGCGCACACACACACGUACACACACUCACACACACACACACAGAGUCCAAACCUCUAAAAGCAGUGAUACCUCCUCUGAGUCUCUUGUGUCCCUCUCCUCUUAUACAAUCCUGUGUUUCUCCGUCGGUUGGUGUUAAGUAGGCCCGGCAUGUCCUCCACCCAUCUGUGGAUGUGAUGAAUGGGGACAGAACUUGAUAUAAUGGAAUUUGAAUCCUCUAAUCGAUAGUUUCUCCCCUCCAGUGACAAAUAGACAGCCCCUCUGCCCAAAUUACAUGGACUCUCAUCUAUCGCCUCCCUUUGAUACGAUCCAAUAACAUUCCAUUAAGGCUGGCUGCUACUCCGUAAAAUUGAGAGCCCUUUCAUGGAAUUAUAAAAUCCUGCUGUACAAAUGAGUUUUUUUUCUCUAGUGAAAACAGACAGAUAUUCAUUUUGAGACAUAUUUAAGUGUUCAGAGUAUGUCCUUUGAAAGUUAAGAAUCGAUUUGUCGUACUUUUUACAAGAUUUUUAAUGUCAUGAUGCUAAAAUAAGUCGCAUUGUUUGCCUUCAUAUCUACCUGUACACUAGAAACUUCUAAAAAGGACUCUCACACAUGUAGAAAACAUCAGUUUUUGGCUAACAAACCUGUCAGGAAUAAAACUUUUGACCAUCUGCUAAUGUAGAGAGUUGUGGUUUCAAAGCAGCUAGUGUGGCUUUGCACCCUUUAGCUUUUUCUGGGCUUUUAAGAGUUAACAAUGACACAUUUUGUGAUCCAGAUACUGAUCAUUUCUUUAUUCGCACAAAAACCCAGAAAUGUUCUGGUACUCUGAUGAUGAUGAUAGAAUGAACUGGCUGUUUAACUUCAGUGUCGUUAAGUUAGCUCAUUUUGUUUCUGAAGCCUGGAAAAAGCGUCAGGAUUGUUUAUAUACAGAAAUCGUGAGGACAGCUAACCUGCACCGAUCUUGGAGAUAUUUUUAGCUUUUAUUGUGCUGGGAUGUUAUUGUGGCAAAAGAUGAAAGGCGCUGCCGACACAGAACAUGUGUUUUGGUCGACAUCCUCCUUCUUGUAACUGAAAUAAUUCCAGAUAACUGACUUUGCUUUUCUUUUUGGCAACAAGUCUUCAUUUUCAGUCGUUUUCUCUUGUUCUUUUCUCAUUUUGCGUUUGUUGUUGUUCCUUAUAGUCGAGUGGUCCAUGGAAAUGUACAAUUUAAAACCCAUAACUCAAGUUAUUCUUGGUGCGCACACGUUUCUUGGCACGACACCAGCAGCGCCAGCGACUCACUCCAUGUGCAGGGGCGUGGUUUCCUCCUCUCUGGUUUGAUUGACUGCUGGCAGGGUAGUCUGAUUGACAGCUGAGUAAAGAACAAAUGUGAUCGGUGGAUCGCUGCACAGCACAUGCAGAGUCGCAUGGAGUGUAUCUCAGUCAGCUACCCUUGAAAUUAGAUGAGUUCAUUCGCCUCCGACAUCGCAGGCUCUGCAAUUUGAUCACCGUGCACAUGUACAUCGUGAUGACAAUGCUCAAACGAUAUAUCAUGCAGCUCUAGCCUUGAACUCUUCACUAAGACUACUUUUCCCUUUGGGUGUUACUUUUUACACAGCUCUAUAGUCAAAAAUGACCAAAAGGCUAUGCUCCUCACUGCUACAUAAGCUGCUGUUAUAAAGUUACUUGCAACUUGUGAUUCAGAGCCUCAAGGAAGGUUUUGAAGAUGUCACAGUCACAGGUUUCAGUAACAGCUGAAGAUGCAAAUCCAGGUCGUACAGGUGUUUGUUUGCAAAGGAGUUAUCAGGGAAGUGGUGAGCAGCUUCCACAAGGCUGUCGUCACCGGAAAACAUUUCUCCUUUUUCUUGAGCGGAGGAGAAAUCAUGAAGUUAUCGAAACAAAAGAAGCCACAAAACACAUCCUGGGAUUAAAUUAACAUCCGGCAUAAUCCAAGGUGUAAAAGUGUAAUAAUUCAGAUCUGAGUAUAACAGGUCUUCCCUUAGAUUUUUGAUUCAUAGUGCAGCUGAAACAACACAGUUUGUGAAGUAUUUAAGACUCCUUUUUUAAAGACUGCAUCCCUGUUUGUUAGUUUUUUAUUUCUCAUCUUUCGCUGAGUCACAUUUUCAUCAGUAUUCCUCUUUCUAAUUGAUAUUUUUAUGUUUAUUUCUUUUUACUGUCCACAGACGAUUGACUGUAACAGAGUGUGUCUGUCAGAGCUGGAGUUUGCAUCUGAUUUCUGCAUGAAGAUAACAAACACUACAGACUGUACGGUGAGUACACACACACUCUCACUUCUGUCUACAAGUUUUAAUAGUUUUAAAUGUGAUUUUUAUCCUGAAUAUUUAAGUUGAUACGCUUCAAAAGCUACAUGACAGAAAUAGACCUGAGAGGAAAGCGAACACUCCCACUGUCCCUUCCUGUCAUUCGUCACAAAUAUUGUGUGAGAGGAACGAGGCAGAACAAACAGCGCAGACAUCAGUCAGCUCAUGUUGAUGGAUGAGGCUUCUAUGUUUAAGAGGAUGUCCGUCACUCGGAUAUUUAAUAGAGUUUCAAAUCGAAUCAGAGCAGAAAGGAUAAUGUGACUUUGGAUUACAUGUCAUACAACGUGGUGAAUGUUCACAGCCUGCUUGACCUGUUACUGCGUCAAAUACCAAAACACGCUCUUUGACACAAACAUGGCACGCCUCUCACCCUGGACUCCUGAAUAUAAUCCUUUAUAAUCCGUCUUUGAGAUUAUUUCUCACAGUUCUUUCGUUUUAGCUUAGGCACUUUCUCCGAGAAAGAGAAAAGACGUCGGUUGAAUAACUUCUGAAAGUCAUCAGACAAACAGAUCUCCAUGAUAGUUUAUUCAGCUGAUUGUGACCCACAGGCUCGAAUCUUUCAACAAACACCAAAUAAAAGUUAAAGACCGUCUCUGUCCUGGAUAGAUCCUCCUUUUCUGUGUGCCCCCGAGGAUCAACAUCCAGCUCUUAUUACACUUCAGAUCUGUUGAAGCAGCUGCUGUUGAGCCUCUGAGUUAUCUCCAGUAACAAAUACACCGUUUCUGGAGAGAGUUGACCCUGCUGACUGUCUCAUAUAUUUGAAUCAGUCAAGGAGAAAUUUUAUUGAAUUGUUUGUGACUGAUCCUUAAGAUAUUUAUGUCUAAUUAACACCAUAAUUAGCAUUUUGAAUACUCUGUGCAGCACAUGUAAGAAUACAGGGAGACACAGAGCCCAAUGAAAGCACAGCUGACCCUUAAGGUGAGGCAAUAAAUAUAUUCAAAAUGAUAGAGUACUCCUAAAAACUGUAUCAAACAUGGAGAAAAUCAAUCUGGUGUCACCCAUCGGUUUCUAAAGUGGAGUUUGAAGCCUGAAUAAUAGUGGUCACCAUAUUGGAAAUGCAGACUUAAAGGGAUUUUCGUAAGUUUAAGUUAUGGUCAAACACACGGUAACACCGAAUAGCAGUACCCAGUGGUCUACAUCUCCCCGCGCAAACCUCGCCACAAAAACGCCAUCAUCAACAGUACAUAUAGGGUCCCAGCCAUAGUACCAGACAUCAAACAUCUUUUUAACUUUAUCUUCAAAAUAAAGAUUCACCUGUGUGCAAAUUAAGAAAAAAGCUUUUCAGAUCAACAUCUUUUAUUUAAAACGGGUUUGAUAGGUCAAAACUUGAGCGACACAUUCAUAGACGGACCUGGUUUUGCUUGUGGACUUCAUCAGGGUUAUUAUAAAACAUACAUAGAUGUUUCAUGACUCAUCUAAAACCUGACUGGGCCUUUGAGUUGCGCCGUAGGUCAGCUUGACCAGCGGCUGCUACACAAAGUGUGUGUCCUCACUGAGGGUGAGCUGCAGGCGCCACAGCAUGGACAAUGCUUUAUGAUUCCAUUUGAAGAGCCACCUUCAUACCUCCCCUUCAGCCGUCCAACCUCAGCCUCCCCCCCUGAACUUCCUCCUCUUGUGUCUGAGCCCUCUUUCUCUGUGUGGUACCACCUAACAGCCUCUCCGCUGCAGCUUGUGACACUCGGUGCUGUGAGAAGUGGUCUAUCUGUGAAAAAAGUCCAUUGUGUUGGGGAGGCUUUGUGUUGUGCUGCAGUGGUACUGCACUGUCUGGUGUAUCGGUUUAAUGGACAAUCAAUAGGUGGUUAUUAUCUGGCCUGUGCUCUCUGGGUGAGGCUGGUGGAUUUAAUGGGAUUUGUAAACAUCCUCUCAUUUUUCCUGUCUUUUCUGCGCUGUAAUUGAAAACAUCCAGUUUCUAUUUCUGGCGUGUAAAGUCCAGUCAUGUGAGGGGUCUGCUGUCACAAAAACAGAUGAUUGGAUCAUACAGGAUGGGGGUGUACUUUUCCAUUCUCAUUAUAUUUUUAUAGGUGUUCAGGGACGUGAUUAAUCCUCCCGUUAUCUCGCUGCUGUUUCACGCUCCUGAUCAUCCUCAGCUGCGGUGCUAAUUUCCACAACCAUACAACAGAAUAUGAUCGAGCUUUCAGUGGAACAAUAAUGCUCAUUUUAUCUGCUUUUGCUAUGCUGACGCUCUGCUUAUAAGACCCGUUGUAGGCUCCACUCUCCAGCCUGCUUGUCCCAGGAUUUACAGAUGGAUUAUUGACCUGCAGGAGAAAGGUGUUGUUACCUUAAAGAUACUGAUCUGCAGUCAGUAUCGGCCGCAGCUGCUCAGUAGCAGUUAAGGUUAGGAUGUGUGAAGGGUAAACCGCUCCUGGACCAGUGCUGGAGAAUUGGUGAGGGAGAGCUGCAGCGCCUCCCGUCCUGUGAUGGAGCGCCUGCUUUUGUUCUCCCGUCGACAGUCCAUUCAUCAGCUCAGCCUGCCUAACCUUGCAUUAAAUGAACAGCACAACCCCUGCGUCUGCGCCGUUCACACACAAGACAAAUCCUCUCACUCUUUUUUUUAUCACUCCUUCUCUUGCCUUUUUUUUUGCAUCUCAUAUCUUUCGCCCCUUAAAUACGACACCGUUAAGGCGCAUACAUGUCAAAUUCAUGUGCUGAAACUUGUACUCAAACUUGGGGCAUUUUUUACCCUCGCCUUUUUCCGUAUGGCAUCCACAUCUGCUUGAUCCAUUUUCCCGAACUGUAGAGCAGGUAGCAGAAAUGCCUCAUCCUCCCCUCAUGAUGUAUGCUGAUGGUGUGGCGGCAGAGAACAAGUUUCCGUCUGUAAUUAAUUUCACACUGCUGCUGUAGCACUACAGGAGGAAAAGUCUCUACGAUCCAUCUCUGGUCCGCUUUCCAUCAAAUUUAAAUUACGUGGGGUGGGGAUGGGGAUGGGGGGUGGCCUUCUGGACUGACAGGGCAGGUACUCGUCAACCUCAAGGACGGUUUUCGGCACAUUAAGAAGGGAAAUUUGUUAAUGGAAAAAUCCACUCUGGCUCUCAACAGCAUGGCCGUACAGUGAGGUUUGGGUAUCAGCUGACUGUCAGCAAGGAUCCUGUUUCUGUGCUAUUUCCAUUUAUAGCAUGCAAUCAACAAAGGGUUGAUAAACUAAUUUAUCUCCAAAUGAAAGACGUCUGAGAAGAAUACAUUCACCACUUUUAAACAUCAAAUGUUUUCAACAACAACUUUCUACAUAUGUAAAUAAUGCUGCCUUCCAGUUACCUUGGAAGUCGGAUGUCAGAGCUGGGUAUGACAUUACACCCGAGUUGACGGUGUUCCAGUCAACAAGUCGGAAAACCAAGAUGGAUGCCUACUGUCAGCUGUUGUUAGAUUUUGUUAGCUAUACCAGUUGUAAACAACGCAUAGCAACUUACAAACACCAUAGCACUGUGUUCACAGUUAGACUUUAGGCAGUACAACAUAUACCACUUAUUUAAUUUUACAAAAACAAAACAGAAGUGCUAAUAAAUGAUAUAUUACGAGAGCUUUUACUGUUACUCUUUACUGUUGAUGCACUGAGCUGCCAUCUUGGAUUAUGACGUUGUCGUCAAGUUGAGGUUGGUGAGGAUCGUCCGACUUUCUGAGUCAGAAAUCCAACUUCCAACUUUUAGUAUAAAUGUCUUAAUGGUGCAUAAGACAGCCAAUUAAUAAUAAAAUUGGAUUAUAAUAACUGAAGUAUAAGAGACUGUUUAUCCCAUUGUUAGCCUAUGGAUUUAUAUGCCUUAAAGAAAUAACUUAAGGACAGAUAAAACCCAUACCAUACUGUAUAAAGUUCGCAACUCACAAAGUUUGUAAGCUACCGUGCAAUUUAGUAUUUUGUAUUUAAUCCACCCUCCAUUUCCCCUCUUAUCAUAUGUAGUCAGAGGUAUUGAUUUUAAAGUGUCCACAUGGGUGACUUAGAGGCUGUUUUAAAAAUUCUUUAUGAGAAAGAAACAUGGUUUAUACGGAAGAGGAUUAGGGCCACAAGAAAAAAAGAUAUAUUAUUUUUUUAUCAUAAUUCUGGGGGGGAAAAAGGCAGAAUUCUGAGUUUAAAGUCAAAAUUCUUAGUUUUUUCUCAGAAUUUUAACUUUUUUAUUUCAGAAUUAUGAUGCAUACACACACACACACACACACACACACAUAUAUAUAUUUUUGUUUCUUGUUGCCUUGAUCCUCCUCCAUAUGGUUUACGCCCUAUUAUGUAGGUCAUAUUACUGUAACAUGUCAGGACUUCAAAGACAGUCCCUUUUUACUGUAAAGCAUGUCAUCAUCUUAUCAUUCCUAAGCAUCUGGAUCUGUUGGUGCGAGCAUGUCUCCAGACUGUGUAUCAAAACGAUCAAUAAAUAAAACCAAUAUGUACCAAUACCAAUAAAAUAAAUGGUAAAAUUAAUAUAGUCCACAUUCAAAAUCAAUAUAACAAUAAACAAGGCCUUAGGAUGACUUUGACAAGACCAUGUGACCCUCCAACGUGGACCCUCCAGCAGGGUUCAAAACUGACAUCAUCUCAUUAGAUAAAACAGGCAUCAUGACAGCUCCCAAAAAGUGAAACCAAAACAUUUAGAGCUCUCCCCACUGAUUGGACAGAUCAGCCUGAGUCUCUUUGCUGUUUAUCUGUAUGUGUUUUGGUCUCCAUCAGGCCAUCUUUAUUGUGCAGAAUUUGGCUUUAAAUGUCCUUAAAGUGUGCGAUUUUAUCAGCCAUCAUCCAAAAAGAGUAAGAGGAAAUGAAGGGUCUAUCUUUUUGUAGAGUUAAUAGUUUUUAGGAAAAGUCCCAUCAAAAAUAUUUGAAUUUUCCAAAGCCAUCAUGAGUCUGGACCUGUUUGGACCGUUGCUGUACAGUUGUUUGUGUGUUUUGUCUGAGAGGCAUCAUGAGUCACUGUUGGGAGGUGUGCCGAAGCUGAGGACGAUUCCUGCUCCUCGGUGGAGUGGCAGCAGUCAGGCGGAGAGGCUGGGAGCAGAGAUGGAGGAGAAGGAGGAGGAGGAGGGGGAAGGAAUUCACACCAACUCGCCCGUGAGGUGGUCGUGCUUGAAACCUCCACGCCUGGAUAAACCCCAUCAAAAGCGCAUUAGCCCUCUCCUCUCCCACCCCUCCUCCCCUCCCCCCUCACUGCCCCUCCUUUUCCCUCCCCUUAACCCCCCCCUCCUCUCUACGUCUCCCCACCGUCGUAUAAUAGUAUCUGGCCGGGCCACGCGGCUUGCUGACACACAGCCGGGCGAAAGGGGAGCGAUGAUGAAUUGCUCCCUGUUGGUGUUAUCCAUGAUGAUAAUUAUUAAUUUUCCCCCCGCUCCUCCGUGAGAACGGGGGCCGGAGAGCUGCAGUGUUGCGGAGCCUCCUCCGUAGGCCGUCAUGGAACCCACUGUCAUCACUUAUCACAGACAGAGCCGGGGCCCAAGGCUAAACGCUGAUGAAAAUGAAAAGCGCUCAUUCUGAUUUGUCCUGUUUUUGGUGCGUGGGUGUGCAUAUGUGCCUCCUCGUUUUGAGUUAACCCUUUCUUUCCCUCGUUCUUUUCUCCUGCUAUGUUUUUUGCACCAAAUGCAGCGUCAUGUCAGAAGACAAAUCUCACAGUCUUUGGAGAUUUUUGUGGGUAUUUUGGUUUAUGAUUAGAAUGACUGACAAUAUUAAGCCAUGACAUAAGACCACUCGUUCAAUAUUUUUCGGGCACCCCUCUUGUUAGGUCAGCCUUGACAUGGUGACACAUGGACCCCAAUGGACUUUUGAGGAUGCAGCCCAACUUGUGAUGUGUUGCUACCAUAGACUGUUUAAAGAAUGAACACUGUCUGCCUCCUCGUUGGGUGAAGCCACUCCGAGAACAGCACACCCUGGUGACGGGCUGCAGUACAGGUCAUAAAUCCCGCCUCCUCCAGCAAUCCCUAUGGAGCUGUGGACAAACUUUAGAAAUGUAUUACACAGAAUAUAAAUUUUUCUCCCCCCUGGUUGCGACGUCGACAUGUAGUUACUGUCAGACUGGUUUGUGCUCGAGUCCUCUUUUUUUCUGUACAGCUCCAUUUUUAAAACUUAUUAGGGGGUUCAUGUUUUCUAUGAUUGACAUUUGAUACAGCCUAUUGGCGUACGAUGAUUGGGUAGCUGACCUGGAGGACACGCUAUUUGAACCGAGCAUCAUCAGAGCGACUCUCGGUGACUCUCCCGCCAAGUGUGCCCAAUGCUACUGCACAAGUAGUGGAGUGCCUACAAAGCUACUGUGAAAUGUCGGUCUCAGGACGCAGAGAAAAAAACGUGUUAUUACCGAGAGCUUUUUGGCUUCAAAUCUGUACACUGGCAGAAGGCGGAUCCAAGUUGUCCACAGUAUAUACAGUCUAUGGUUGCUACCUGAUCUGUCCAGGAAACCUGAUUUGUACUGCGCAUGUGCAAAACGUAUGUCACUUGCUCUGCUAGCUAUCUUUGCGACAGCUCAGCACACUUGUUCAACAGCUUCACUAUCAGCAAGCUUGCUUUAGUCAGAAUGGAUGCUUCCGUUUAUCCCCAGCUACACACUUUUCUCCUGAACGGAGCGCUUCCCCCUGACUGAAGCAGCGCACCGGAAAGUCAAGAGAAUGGAGCCCAGUUUCAUGAUUAAAGGUUCCUACUACAGCUUAAUUGUAAAAUUGCAACGUAGUAAUUAAAGGCUUGAAUAAAUAUGAAUAUUUCAUUGUUGAAAUUAAAUUAUGAAAACGCUGAAAUUCAUCCAGAGCAUCCACCCUUGGAACUUUGAAAUAUCAGAGAACCAUGAUUUUGACCGGGUGGCGGCGCUUUUUGUGGCCAAGAAGGUCUCACCGUGCUGGGCAGGAGCUCUGGCGAAUGCCUUGGCGUAAGCCCUGGAGCCUCCAGCUAGCUAGCCUGUCACAUCGCCAGCUGGUUUCUGAAAUUGAUUGGUAGUUUAAAUAAAGUUUUUUAGGUGAAGUAAAUUUGCACCUGUGUAGUACGGAUGGGGUAGGUAGCGAUAGUAACGACAAACUGCCGUAAAAUGUAUUGAAAUACGAAGAGAGGAAUUGACGUAUGUUUCGCACAUGUGCAGUACAAAUCGGGUUUCCGGGACAGAUCGGUUAGCGACAUGAUGGCAAUCCAAGCCUUUUUUAUUUUACUGAUUCAGAUCAUUAGACUCUUAGAGACAAUUUUCUAGAGCUGAUCCAACCCCAAACCUUCCCCCUCAGUGUGGCUGUCUGUUAUUUUAAAGGCUCUUUAUUUAGAUAAACCUCCUUCCCUUUGCUUAUUUUUAACCAGAAAGCGUUAACAGUCUCUGAUUAACUGGGUUCAGUCCUCAUUAGGUGUGAGUUAUCAAGCUCUUGAUUGCUAUCGUGCCGCUUUCCCUGCAGCAGGUAGUUUUGUUUCUUCUUUUCUGUCAGAUGUGAUUUUGCUGACCCAGCUUCUCUUUAUCUUCUAGUUUCACUUUCAAGCCUCAGAUCUUAAACUGUACAUCUUCUGGGGGUGUGAAAGUUGCACCCUGCAGAAGUGACAAUCAAUCUCGCUUACGAGGCGUUGUCAUCAGCGCGGCGCGUUCGGGAUGAUCUCUGCCUCUCUGACCGAGAGAGGUGAAUCCGCUCUGCCUGACGAGUAAUUACGGCUAAUUUCCUAAUUACCUCAGCAGCCAGCGUCUCAGUAGCGUUCAUUAAAAGCCAUAAUUGCAUUGGGUUGACAUGCUCUUUCAUCCACUUUGGGUUCUUUUCUGGAGGUUUAGCUGUGAGCUAGCUGUGCCGCCCCUGCCUGUCUGAGUUGAUAAAGGUUGAUUGAAGGCUCGUGUGUCUGGAGAGUGUUGAACACAGUCUCUGACAGCAUCGAGUUUAUCACGCCUGCAUCUGUGUUUCUUUGUGUGCGUACUGUAUACAGAUGCGUGAUGAAUAAAAGAGCUCUUGGACUAAAUGUGUGGAUAGAUGUUGAUUUAAAUAAAGUCUUUUUAACAGAAGCAGGGAACAGAUGGUGCCGCUUUGCUCCUCUUAAGUGAUACAAACCAACAAAAAAUGAAGCAUCCUCAUCAGAUUUACACUGAUUUUCUUCCUCUGUCCUCUCUCCUGCUUCCUUCCUCCUUUUUCCUAUCUUUACCUCUCCCUUUUCUCCUCCUUUCCUCUCUCCUAUCCUCCUGUUUUCCUCUACCCUCUCUCUCGCAUUGAUCCGGCUCUUCUUUGUCUCAGGGAGCUGGCCUCCAAGUUGUCAGCUGCGUCAGGAUUAAAAGCUAUUAGUUCUGCAUCAUUGCCACUACAAGUGCACGCCUGAGAUUGAUAGAGUGCCUCUCUUCCUCCAGUCGGGGGAGAGAUGGGAUGAAAACAAGCCCGGGGGGGUGGUUUUUACCUCACAUAUCUGACAACGGUCACCUACAGGCGCUCUGGCCCCGGACUUUCCCUCUUAGUUUGUUUAAGAUUUGUGAAUCGGUUUGUCGGACUGUCUCUUGGCUUGUCCUGGAGAGUCGAACUUCCAGCCUGUAGGAACAGAAAGACCAUGUCUGAGACCCAAAAGCGCUUUCAUAGACUCGCUGGUUUCAUCUCCGUUUGUUAACACAAAAUCAUAUAAGACAAAGACAGAGACCAGCCUUCAGCUCAUUCAAAAAGCUGCUGCUCGACUCUCUCUGGCAAGAAAAAACGUGACCACACUUAACUCCUAUUUUAGUGACCUUUCACUGGCUCCCAGUUUUUAAUGGUUUUUAAAGCCCUCAAUGGUCUUGCCCCUCCUUACCUGUCCAAGCUCCUGUAUCACCACUCUCCAGCCAGAGCCUUAAGGUCCUCUGACCAGCUAAUGUUGAGCGUCCCGAAGACCUUUUUUUUAUUUUCAAGUAUACGACAUACGGUAGAUAAUUAAAUGAUAACAGUUAAAAGGAUAACGAAAAACUGCAAAUAUUUAAUUGAUUAGAAACCGAAAAGGUACAAACCUCAAGAAAUCUUGAACAUUUGUUUUAUAAGAAUAUAUCAUCUCUCAGCUACUACAGCCAGCUCACUAUCAGUUCGCCACUUCUUCUUCGUCUCUCCUCUGUUUAUGACAUGUGGCAGCCGGUGUGAAGGAUCACCACUGACUUAUUGAAUUACCGUGUGUUUCUCUUUAGCAGGACAUCAAUAAUUAAAAAAAGAGAUGGUAUCAUCCAGAUCGGUUUACUGCGCUAGCCCCAAAUGCAAAUCUCUUGAAUUUAUCGCUUUAACAACUUUUGAUCUCCUAAAUUGACUAUUAUUCACUCACAAAUAUCCAUCUGCUACUUUAACCUUGUAGAUAUCCGCCUGUCUUAUAAAUACACAACUCUGAUUUCAUCAAUUGUGACUUGUGUAAAGUUAAACUUAAAUUAUAUGAAUUGAUGACCAUAAUCUCAAAUCUUAGAGUUCUGGAGUUCACGUGAAUUUAUUUUUCUUGUCAAACUUUAGCGACGUGAUUAAAAAUGUUAAUCCGAUAAAUUUAGGACUUUACACUUGUAAAUGUUGUAGAUCUCAUUAAUUCACAAGAACAAACUUGUAAACUUUUGACUUUCUUCUUUUACAACUUUGUCCUUGUAAGUCAUGACUUUAAUCACGUUAGUUACAGCUCAUAAAUUUAGGAUCUCUGGUUUAUUUGUGUAAAGAAACUCGUGGAUUUAAGACCAAAUUUUCAAAAACUUGUUUCUUUUUUGUUUUUCUUGAAAUCAGGUCAUCGUUUAUCCACUUUCCGAAGAUAAAAAGCAGGUUUCUUUUUCUUAAGCGAUUUCUCUGCUGUGCCGAGUGUUUUCAAAGUGCUGUCAACGAAAUAGCCACCUUUGCUAAUUUCAUGUGAUUUCUUUUUUUUUUUAUGGUCAGCAAAUUACCACAGUGUUGUUGGGAGGGGGGGGCGCCCCAUAAUUUAUUUCUCUUUCCUGUGACAAGUGGCCCAGGUGAGGUGAGAGGAAGCAUAUGGGAGCUGAUGUUGACUCAGCCGAAACAGGAAUCUCAGUUUGGUUCUGAGAGGAGGGAGGGCUGAAGGAAAUGCAGUUUUCACCAGAUCAGGGUGUAACAGGGUGCCCAGAACAGCUCUCCAGCCAAUAUACACACACAUCUUUAAGACUUUUAAGACACAUUUUAAAGAUGUCUGUCAGUAUUUGAUCAGUGAAAUGUCUCAGUCUGUUACUUCUGCCUCGGUCCUGAACACAGCAGCGGCUCACUCUCCUCAUUUAGCUCAUUAAAACCCUGAGCCGUGUUCCUGCUCCCGCCUCUCUCCCAGCUCUGCAUGUCAGAGUUGCAGUGUAGUCAAACAAAUCCAGGGGUUUAUUGUGCUGUCACAUUCUAACACGACCCUCAUAUUUCAUUGCAGGCAAUUGUCGGCUACUUUGACAUUUUCUUUGACAAAGGCUGCAGCAACAAGGUAAGCAGCAGCGGCAACAGCCAAGCCAUUUAACGGAAACUCAAUUAUGUUCACGCUUUAGCGUGUUCCUCCUCCCCGAGGCGUUCUCCAGCGAUCGACGGGCGUCCUAGCCGACUGCUGAUAUAAGCACUUACCCAGCAGAGGCGGCCGGCUGGAAAAGCCGAUGCCGAGCUCUGUGAGCAGCACAGACAUGCCUUUUGAUUGCACUUCCUAUUUUACCUGAGACUCACACUGCAUGCUGUGGAUGGUCCAGCACGUUUCCAGCUUUACAAGGAGCCACAGCUCAAACAAUGUCUUACUGCUGCAUCAAUACAGUACACUGUGCUUUUAUUGUAAUACGACAGAGUAAUUUUGAUGUUUAUGAAAGGAAAAGUUUCGAUCUUGGUUUCUUAUGUAACCAGCAAUAUUUCAAGUUAUUAUCCUUUCUGAUGACUUAGAACUUAAACUUUUUCAUAUAUUAUGUUAAGUCUUUAGACACCAUGAAGUUGAUUUUGUGACGUUGACAUCGUUCUCCUAAUUCUUCAGAGAGAGGUCACAGCUCUGGUUAGUGAUUUCUUUCUUUCCAUGUAUUAUCAGGUGAUGUUUUCCACGGGUCCUCAGGUCACAAAGACACACUGGAAACAGACGGUCUUCCUGCUGGAGAAGCCCUUCUCAGUCCAAGCAGGUCAGUAACUACACAGUUUACUGGUCUAGGUUAAACUUGGACCAGAAUUGGACUAUUACAACACUUAACAGGUUUUCAUGACGAUGUUUGUAAAGCAGAAACAGUCAGAUUCAGCUUUUAUUCCGUUUCAUUUCAGUCCACGUGUUUCCUCUCUCUCUCCUUUACCUCUGUGGUGCGUCAUAGCGAGCUGCAGCAGGUAAUCUGUCUGCGGUGGAGAUGUAGUCAAGCCGGUUGACACCCGUUAUCUGUCACCGUCCGAGACAGCCAGGGAUCAAAACAAAUCACAUUCAGCCAUCAGAGACAGCAUGUAAAACUUCAUCUGAUAGCCACUCUCAGGCCUCCAAAUCAUGACAGGCUACAAGACGAGCGCUUUGUAACUGACCACCGAAAUGUUUAUAGAUACGCUGUUUCAGCAGAUUGAAAUUUAUCCUCCGCCGCAGCUUCCUGCGAGGCGUAGCUGAGAGAAAUAACUUUACGUAUGUUUAAACACGUCAGAGCACCUCGCUUUGUGUUGUCCUCACUUAAUCUGAAGAAAUACAACUCUUGAAAAGUUUGGGAUGUUUUUACGCAGUGAAAAAAUGAAACAGAAGUGAAGUUACCAGGCCGAAAACAGUAAAUACUUCAAACCUAAAACUGGCACUUUUGGACUCUUAGCACAACCUUCAUGAGGAAUUACAAACAGUAACAGGUAAGUCAUAGUGUGCAGCUAUUCUUAAAACAAUAUUAAAAGAUAUUUAUAGUUCAGAAUUGUUGUUCAUCGCAUGUUUUCCGGUUUUGCUGUACCAAGCUUUCUUGCAUUACAUUUGUCUCUGAAUUGCUUCUGUCUGCAAGUUCAUGAGCUCGGAAGAAGGUUGACGAAGAUUUGAAGGAAAAAUCCAAUUAAUGGGUUUUAAAUUUCCAGUUUUUCAGUAUCACACAGCUGGCUCUAUUUUAAUGUGAAAAAAUCUUCAUGCUAAUUUACCGAAUAAGCAAAACUAUGAUACGUGCUAAAGUAGAGACCAAGGAAUGAUCAUAAUCUCGGCUUUAAAUCAGCCGAAAAACGCUGUCCUUUCAGAAAGUAUUAAGGCUAAUUUAUGCUAACAGUACAUACGGAUCCGGAUACAGACAGAGCUCUCCGUCUGUGCUUCACGUUCUUUUCAUCCGUAUUUCUGCACUUAUACUUGAAGUUUACGGAUACGGGCCAAACGGAGCAGUACCACUGGAAACCAUGGGGGUAGUGUUGCUGCUGACACUAGACAUCCUGAAGUACUGAAAAUGAUGAUCGUCGUCAAUUUCUCUCAUCGCUACUACAUGAGAAAGAAUUUUCCAUCCUCCCACCACAAGGCAUUCAGUGGCCUGACCGACCACCGCCUCCUCCAACGCUGUCUCCGUUUCUGAAUCCUAUGCAAAAUAUACACGAUCACUAUCUCCUCCAUGUUUCUCUUUGUUUGUUGUUGUCAGAAACUUUUAACUCCGGCCCGCCCCCUGGUGGAUGUACUGGUUUACAUCCAUGCCAAUGUAUUGGAUGCAUGGAAGUAUGUGGGCAGUGAUGGAACCAUCAUUUUCAUACGUAUGGCGAGCAUAAAUGAGCCUCUACCUGACGAUGGUUUUGUAGGAAGUUUUGAUCCUCAGCUAAAUACUUAUGUAUGUAGAAACCCUUAAAACAGUAACGCUAGGAUCAUAAAGCCCUCAAAACAAAUCUGUGUAGUAACAUGUAAGUCACUGUGUGCAGCUAAUUAGAGCAAUAGAGCCUGCAUAUACAUGUAUAUAUUGUAUACAUGCACUGAAGGGUUUUUCUAACACUUCAACCAUCAAGUUGGUUGAAAUUUGAUGAUUUAAUUGAAGUUUAUUUGAACGGACUUCUGCAAUAAUUAGCCUAGUGGUCGCAGUGCUGGCGUUAGGGGCAGUGACAGAGGCGGGGUCUCUGUAAGCAAGUGGAGCAGGCAGGGCAGAACAGUGCUGUGUGUGUGUGUGUGACGCUCCUGCAGGAUCUAUUUCAAAAUCCUAAGGCAUGACAGUGGAGUGGAGCUGUGUUGCAGCACUGUCGUAGACCUGCAGUAUUAAAAACACAGCAGUUUAAAAAAGAGGUGCUGCUUGGUUGGUUUUUCCCUGUGUGCGUUAUUUAGCCUUAGAGGGAUAUUUCUAAGUCUGUGUGUUAAAUGCGUGUCUCAUCGCUCCUGUUUACUUUCCAUUUCCUUCAUUAGUUUAAUUUUUAACUUUGUCUGUGUCAUGCUCAGUCAUUAAACCUGCUCUGUGAGCGAUACUGCCGCGUCCCUGUGCUCUAUCAUAAUGGGAAUCGUGGAUGUGUCGGCUGAUGUGAGGAUUGAUGAGCCUCUGGGGACCGGCUGUCCACUCCCUGACCAGAUAUUAGAUGGAGUUUACUGUAAUAAAUGACCUGCAGAGGGACGGAGGCGCUACAUGUCAGGCGGCCCUUAGCCACGCUCAGCUCCAGCCGGCAGCAGUCGAGGCGAUAAGAACGUCAAACCCUCUGACGUUGCUGAAACACUAUCGUAGGCUCUGCGCUCCGCUGGGUCAGAUAAACACGGCUGAAUCUGAGGGCUGAAGACGACAGUGUGCUAACACAGCUCAGGAGGAUGUGCGUUCAUAAACAGAGACUGAUUUCUAUCAGGUGCAGAAUGUCGCUUCGGUUCUUGGUUUUAUUUUAUGCCUUUGGUGUGUGCAGUAUUAUUUUUUUAAGAAAAAAAGUCUUCAUAGGUGUAGAUCCAACUCCAGCUGCUGUUACAGCAUCAAUGCACAUGAUCUUUCUCUGAAACGCUGCUGGAGGGGAGGAAUAACAUUUCUACUGAAUGAUAUUUGCCCACUGAGGUAUAACAGCGGGUACUUUGUGUUACACCGUUCAUUCACUGGUGCACCACGGCACUCAACCACUUGCAGAUUACCUUAAAGUAAAUUUUUGACUACGCCAAUGGUCGGCCACAACCUUCGUUUAUGGUCUGUCAACCAAUCGAAGGCUGUACCUACAGUCAGAUGAUCUUUUCCGGUUCCAGCACAACCCUGUUACUGGAACAGCACCAGUAUGAGUCUGAUGAUUGUAGAAAACAUCCUUUUAAUGUAAGGCACAACUGAUUUCCUCCUUAUAUUUUACAGGAGCAAGUCUGUUAAAGUGCAUCAAAUGCUGUCCUGCAGAAUUCAGCUCACCCAUGACUGAAAACUGUUUGUCUUUGCCCUCGUACACACUCUUGUCUUUUUUAUCCUUGAGCUGAUUUUACAGUAAGCAGAGCAUCUGAGCGGUGUGGAUCUACUCUGGGGCAUAGUGACACAUUACAGCAUUAGCCAGGGCACACAAACACACACAAACACACACACACACACCCUUGUUCCUGUCAGAACAAUCAGGGUUUGAUCUCACAGAGGCGAGAUUCAGAGCCGUUGAUGCUAUAAAGAUCCAUCAGUCUGGGUGUUUGCUUUGUGCUCCAAACUGAACAGACUGACAAGCAAGAGUUGGAGAAAAGAACAAAAUGAAAGCUGGUCUGUACGUGUGUGUGUGUGUUUGUGUUUGUGUUUGUGUGUGUGUGAGUGAAUGUGUGAGAGAGAGUGAGCGGCAGGUUAUUGAUGUGCUCGCUCCACCUCGGCACCCUGACAGUCCCAGAGUCUCCUCCAGGGGCCGUAAACCAGAAAUGGAGUUUUUAACAGCAUUCAGCAGCUUCCUGCUAGGCUCCUUUGGUGUAUUUUACAACACACACACUCUAACACACACUCUAACACACACUCACAUAUAAAGCUCCUUCUACACACUGAAAUUCACAAGAGUACUUGCAUAGUUUUUCUACUAAACUCCCUUUAGGCUUUAAGAGAAAACUUCCUAGAGUCACCUUGAAGAUUACAAACACACACACACACACACACACACACACACACACACACACACACACACACACACACACACACACACACACACACACACACACACACACACAGUGGCCUCCCGUCCUGGCUGUUGACUGAGAAGCACCUCCAUCUCUGAUCGGCUGUAUUGAGGGCCGGGCGUUCACAUCCAGUGGUUUGUUUUUAAUACCGCCUCUGUCUGCGGUGAUUUAUCACGGCACAGACUGAAUCCUAUUUGAUGUGUUUGUACGAGUGCAGCAGUAAUUAACUCUGAGACUGCGCUUCAGUGGGAGGUGCCGGCGGAAGAGAGAGAAGGCAACGCAGCAGGCUGGAACAAAACAUCCCUGCAAAUCCUCCUGGCUGGCAGCGUAAUAAAUUAAACAGCGGAUCAUUUGUCAUGCUCUGCUGUGUUUGUGUAGCUCCACUAUUGAAGAGGAGGGUCCUUUUUUCACACGUUUACCUGCCUGAUGUCCGCCAGGAGAAAAAGGAGGUCACACUUAAUGUUGCAAGAAAGUCCCAUGAUCCUCAGAGGUGAAGCGGUGGCCUGGUUACCAUCUCUGAAGGCCCUCAGAGGAGCUGAAACUCAGCGUAGGUCCUUUUCAUUGGACAGUUAGGUCCUGCUUGUCCCCGCCCACUUUCUUCGCUCACAUCCUCCUGUCCCGUGUCCAGAGUUGUGAUGCUGUUCCUCCUCUUCCCCCCCGCCCUCACCUGUCCAAGUUUAAUUUAAACAACUCCUCCUGUACUCCUGUACUCAAACCCCCCCCUCCCUGGUUUGUACUCUGAAGGUCCUUGAGCUGUCGAACAGCGAGCCGGCGAGCCAAGCUUCGUGUUUUUUAGGGCUGUAACUCAGAACAUGAGCUCUGUGUACAGACUGUACAAGCCAUCAACUUUUAACUGAACAGGAGAGACCUGAGAAGGCGAACAUGAGGUUUAGUAGAUUAAAGUCUGGAGGAGGGUGUCAAAGAGGAUCAGCUGAAACACCUGCAGUGUAAGACAGGAGGAGAUAAAUGCACCUGCUGUUUAGCCUUGAGUUUGUUUGUGUGUAAAUAUACUCGACUAUGUGCUUGGCUUGUUAUUGCUAUCAUGCUCAGGCCAUGUGUGGGAUGUAAACAAUGGUUUAUGCAACACAUCAUGAGGUCUCUCGAAUGCAAAUACUGAGAUCAGGCAGAAACAUGGUGGUAUACAAAGGCACUAAAUCAAACCCAACCUGACAUUUGAAAGUAUGUGCCGCUUUUUAGUCACUAUGGUCGUUUACUCUGUCACACCCACUCUGAACAUACUUUUGCAUCCUAGCCACGUAAAUUUUUAAGGACGUGCAUUAAAACAGUGUUUGGGACAAGUGGUGUAGCCAUCAUUGGUUCCCGUGCCUAUGGUUAACUUUGCCUAGGACCUGUGUUUGGCUCCUUGUUGUUGCAGACUCACAGAACAACUUCUCAGUCUACCCUUACUUUGCAUUUGUCUUUCUUACCCCCAAUUUCCAAAGCAUCUGGAACAGCUCUGCUACGGAACGGCAGCGAUUUUUGCCGUCUGCUAAUUCCUACUGGAUACGUUUGUGAGGUGAGUUUCACGGCGGAUUUCAGACAGCGGGAAUCGCGAGAACUCGAGAACCCACAAGAACCCACGGAUUCAUAUGCAGUCGCGCAAUAAUGAGUUGUCUCUAUAAAGACAACCACAUAACCAUAUGAGCAGUAGAUUGUGUCCUUCCAGAGAAGAAAAUCCACUUCUCGAUUUAUGGAAUCAGCGUCUCCUCAUCCAUGGUGUUGGAGUGAAAUGCUGUCUGAAAACCUUUGACUUGUUUGUUUGCAUGGUGUGAAAUACAAUCUGCCUGAAAAACGUAGUGUUUUUUGAAAAGAAGCCAGAUGUUUUAUUUUGAGUCUGUGCCCAACUUCCUUUCCAGCACAGACUAAUCUGAGCUAAAUUUAUGCUGUGGCGCCCAGUAAAAAAAAACAAAAAACCGGCGAUCGGCUACCAAACCCCGCUGAGCUGCAGCGGAACAGACAGAAACGAGGGUAAAUUGACACAUGAACUGGAAUAGAAAUGAUCAGAUUGCCUUUUCGCCGCCACUCCGCAUGUGGUGGAAAUUUGGGGUAAAGCCAAAAUACGCUAGGUGAAAUCUUGCGCGGGUCCAAGUCUGCACAGAAGGAAUCAGCUAGUGAAGCCACAGUAAUGUUGUCUUUCCCCCUCCCACCAUAUGUGUGCAGGUUUAGAUUAAACUCUAAGGAUAGUUUAAGAUUCAUGGCAUUAUGAUCUAAAGUGUAGCCAGUCCAAAAAGGAAGCUCCAGAUGUCGUAUUCCUGUCAUGGAGGUACAGAGUGCACAUGUACUGGUGGCUUCAAACACCAGUGAGCCUUUAUUAGCACGAGAUCUGUGACAUACCUUGGGGAUAAGUUGUUCAACAUUUUCUUGUGAAAAUGAUUGAGCUUAAUCUUCUUUUCCCCUCUCUUGAUGGAGUUUCGAGUGUUUUGGAUGUAUUAGAUCUGUAAGUGUGAACCAAAUGGUAAAAAUGGAAAUGACAACAGUUUAAAUGAAUCACCAACACCGGCCGUGUGUUAUCAGUGUAAUUUCAUGGAGAGAGGCUGCGUUGGGGCUGAGAGGCUGUUUCUGCAGGCCUGCCUGUGCUUAAUGACACUGGCAUGUUGAUGUACGACAUCGCGGCUCCGUUCCUCGGCUCAUUUCCACACAUGGUUAACUCUUUCUCCCGGCAUCUGAGUGGCCAGUUUGCUGAAGGCACCGAGACCUUCUUCCGUGGGGAGUUUGGUGUGACUGAUUACAGCAGAGCUGCAGUGGUCGCACAGAGACUGCACAGAUAUUCAGAUAGUGUUUCGGUUUGUUUUACUGCCCAAACCUGAGACGUUAGGGAUUGUUUGGACGGUUUGUGGGCAGAAGGCUUGUGUCUCUUUCUGUCAGUUGUUACAAAAGUUUAGGAAAGGUCAAGCAAUUAUUCUUUUGACCUUUAGCAGCCGUUCCCCAACUUUAGAUUGACUGUAGCUCCCAUGAGCCCCAAGUCCUGUUGGGUUUACCAGACUUCUUAUAUCAUUUCUUUUAAAGACUUGUGAUAAAGAACUUUUAACUCUUUUUUUUUUUUUUCUUAUUUGGAGGGGUCGAAUUCUUAUCUCCUGUCAAGUUACUAUCAACCUAGAUAGUAAUCUGCAUUACCUUCAUUUUGGAUAUUUAUAAAAUGUUGAUUGUUGUGAGCAAAACAUUUUAUACCGAUUGACAUUUUUGAUUGUGAAAACUUGAAAAAUGGAGAAUCAUACUCCUUAGGCAUCAUUGAAUCUGAUCUCGAUUAUUUUCACUUUUUUUUUUUAAACUGCCAGUUUUAAAGCAUCUGUACUAAAAACUAAAGAAACUAGACAUUAGUUCAACAUUUUAUUAACAUACAAACUGAAUAAUAAAGGAAAUUGAAAAAGAUAAACUUUAAAAAAUAUAAAAACUAUUUUAACUCAACAAUACAACAAAUGGCUAUAUAUACUAAACAAUCCAGUGAACUAGUGUACAGUCCUGAGUGUUUUUACAGGUAUGCAAGACCAAAAAUAAACAAAUGGCCCCCUCUAGAAUAAUGAAGACACAUUAAAAUGUAAACAUUAGAUGACGUAAAUGGAGAUGAUACGAUUGGUUGGUGCUUUGGUCUGGUGGCUGCACCGCUAGUCGUGGCUAAACUGCUAAUGCUACUUGUGCCGUCAGCUGUGACAGACUGUGCAGACUCUGCUCAUAUUUUCAUGCUUUCCACAUAAUCACUCGGGAAGAACUUCUUCAAAUGAUUAAACAGAUCUGUUGUGUUGCCGGUUUUUGAGGGGACUGACUGCCGACAUACCUUACACAUCGGCUUAAUUGCUGGACGUCAGUAUGGAGAUACCCGAACCACCGCCACACAACCGACGUUGAGUAACUUUUCUUCUCCACAGUGGCGUCUUUGGAGGAUGACUAAAAGUCUGACAUCUAUUGACAUCUAUUUUGUUCCACGUUCGGUCAUUCCAUUUACUUCCCCUGUUUACAUCUCUGGCAACUUACAGAAGUGAGCAGGAAAAGCUUGACUCUGAUUGGCUGCUGUCACGCACAUUUCCGCCAUGUUUGAUCGAGGAAAUAUGCUCACAGCUGGUCACUGUGAUUGAACUAAAAUUAUCACAAUCAAUAAUCACGAUCAUUUAAUCGCCCAGCCCUACCUACAACCAAUCAAGUUAAUGCAGCAUGUACUGAAGUGCAUCCUAACAGUGUUUCCCAGCAAUCAUCUCAAUUAUUAUGCCGUGUUUUUAUGAAAAAUCAUCAUUCAGUUACUUUAAAAACACCGUAUAACAGACCCUCCGGAAGCAGAAGCUGCCAUCUUGGUUGUUUACAAAUAUGCUAAAGCCGUGCUCCCCUCUUUUUGAGUGCAGAUGGUGUUCAGCACCUCCUUAAUCUUUGAAUAUUUCACUCUCAGUUGAAGAAAACACAUGGAGAAUGUUCCAGUUGUGUUGUUGGUGUUUGCUCUACAACAAGCUGCCACAAUGCAAACGCUGCAUCCGUCCGCUCUAUCUGCAGUGGAGUGACAGACCCAGAGUGCGGCGCCAGCAGCCAAGACACAGUGACAGCACUGUUGGCAUAGCAACCAGUGCGACGUGACAGCAGCGAUGGCGGAAACGUUGCUGGAAAAAGCGCCACAGUCAGCAAUUUCUCUCCCCGUCCUCCUCUAACCUCCGGCGGUGAAGAGAGCGUAGCACGGAGAGGAGGUGCAGGCGGUUCGGGGGUGUGUAUUGGGGGUUUGAGGAUGCUUGUUUGCCGUGUGGAUAAACAUUCAUUUACCUCCAGCAGUCAAACGUGAAGUUAAUCAGAGUGAUUAUGCGUCAUAAUCAUCAGCCUCCUCUCCCAGCCUCUGGUUGCUUGUGCGUUGUACUGUAAAAGCACUUCCUCACACUGCCAUCUGGUGAUUUCUGCAGGUCUGCAUUCAUACACACACACACACACACACACACACACACACACACACACACACACACACACACACACACACACACACACACACACACUUCUUAUUAACAUACAGUAAAACACACCGCUGGUACUCACGUCAUCAUUUCUAUAAGCACCAAUGUUCCUCUGCUCAAACUGCUGAGGCCUGAGAUCAGCAGCUCUGUGCUGCUGCUGCUGCUGCAGGAACAUUUCUUUUUAUGAGCGGUUACUCAUUUCUAUUUAUUAGAGGUCGGGGAGCCGUGUCUGAUCUAGAGAAAUUGUCUUCUGAACACUUUUUAUGUUUUUUAAAACUGUGCUGUAAAGUUUGAAAAAAAAGUUAUGAUCACCAUGAUGAAGAUGUUUGACAUUUUUUUAUUGAGCUCUGAUAGUUCACAUGGACUAACUGUCCGCUAGAAACCUCAACAAGACUUAAGCGGGGUACUCACAUCAAGAUAAUUGGGCUAUGUUUGUCCCGAUUCUUCCCCUCCCAACCAAGGAUGACAACCGGAAGAUUAUAUUAUAUCUUCUAAGGUUAUCCUAUAAGAUUAUCCAGUGGUCUGAGGUGUAUUAAGAGUGAAUUUUUCCCAAUAAUUGAGUUUGAAACAGGUCAGGGCUAACAGUUGUAAAUAUUAAACUUCAGUUCAAUAUUUAUGACCAAAAAUCUUCACGCGUGGGGAAAGCUGACGACUCCCGAGUCAUGACUCCGUGAAUUGUCAAGUGAAACAGAAUGUAGCCAAUCAAGAAGCGAGCUGAGUGAGAAACAAGGAACCAAAUAAAGCGAUCAUCACAUAAUAUAAUACAAUAAUAAUAAUCACGCCAGCCAUUAGCUUAAUUUGAGAACAACUCAAUUUUUCUGUCAAAAUACUCCCAGAACCACCACCAUCAGCAGUGUUGACUAUUUAUUUUUAUCUUUUUGUCUGUUUUUCCUCAGGGGAGGAGCUUCGAGGAAAGAUCACAGUGCGUAAGAACAAGAAGGACCCUCGCUCUCUGCUGGUCACCUUUGACCUCAGAGACAGGAAGCAGACAUACAGCCUGCAGUAACACCAGUCGUCACAUGGUGCAACUUCAGUUUUUUAUGUGUUCAAAACAACGAGAUGGUUUCAAAACUGUAUUGGAUGUUAAUGUUCAGAUUGCCUUUUAAUAAAAACGUAAUUUGAGAUUG
This is a messenger RNA of Xyrichtys novacula (pearly razorfish), 59929 nucleotides long. NCBI's taxonomy places the organism in Eukaryota, Metazoa, Chordata, Actinopteri, Labriformes, Labridae. The record is from the annotation of a GenBank genome assembly.